AUGUCCAUUACAUCUUUUCCAAAACUACUUGACAAGUUAGGGAGAUGCUUGAAACGAGAGGCUUCGGUAGCAAAGAUGCCAAGCCUGCUCUUCGAGGCCUGAGGUUCUUGGAGAUAAAAGAAGUCAUUAACAAGGCACAAACAAAGGACAUCAUCAGUGUGUCAAUGCGCCCCUGGUCUGAAAUGAAUGAAAUAACCUUUUACAUAAUCCCAUUAGCAUUUUCAGUGAAAAUGAUGGCAUUUGAGCAGAUAGUUAAAAGAAUGUUUUUUUCCGUCUGCUUCAGAAAGGCCAAAAGUAUUUAUCUGAUUUAAUAUUUUAGGAUUGAUAUUAAACAAUAGAGAAAAGCAUGUGGCCUGCUGUGAGUCAGCUGCAGACUACCCAGCUUUGGCAAGGUGCUCCAGCUGUAGGAGUUAUAGCAGGCAACUUCCCGGCAGGAGAGAAAACAGUUCAUGUCACUGGAGAACCAUCUGCUGCUUCAUUUGGUUCCGCCAAAAUGGAACUGCAUGGAGGGUUCUAAAAACGUCCCUUCUGUUCACAAUAUUGAUUACAUUUGUAUACUGCAUAUAUAACUUGAGUCCUCUCAGUUGCAUUUUUAUGAAUUAAUUAUUAUUAUUAAUAAAUAAGGUUAACCCUUUUAUGUCUGCAAGUGUAAGUUAGUAUAUUACUACUUCGCCUUUUCAGGAAAAAACAGAACCUUUUUGAGCCAAGGUGCAAGGGAAUAUACACAUGCAAAAUGGUUGUGGGAUAUUGUUUAAAGAGUUAACUGGGAUGUGACCUAAUCUGGAUUUUUUUGUCUGUGUAAUGUUGGAGAGUAUGCAAUCAUCUUCAUGUGAUUCUAUGAUUAUUGAAUGAAACCUAGUUGUAUACCAGUGAGUAAAUCACUUCCAGUUCUGCUCUGCAACAUGUCUACUUGGAUUGACUGACAUAACAAAGUCUUGCUUGGCCCAACACAAUAGCAGCCCUAUAUAAGGAAAGAAAAAAAAACCCCAAAACUCAAAUAUACUGAGGGUCUGAUUGUCAGUUGUUUCAACUCCAAAUUCUUGUCUGUUCCUUCCCUGCCGCUUCCUUUGGACUGCGUUGUCUGGACUUUGGUUUCUUGCUGGACCUUGGGUUUAGAUUAUUGAUUUCAUCUUCUUAUGAAACUUUUGGGGAACUGCCUGUUCUGUUAAAUCUGACCCUUGGCUGCCUCCGCUCAGUCCCUGAACUGUCCCAGUUUAUCUGAAACAUCUUUUCUUCAGACACAAAUCCUACAAAGAAUAGCAUUGCCCCAUUCCCAACAGUAAAAGGUAUAUUUAAAAAUCACUGAUAACAACUGAUAACAACAUGAAUUUACUGGAACCUGUUGAAAGUCUCCACCAAGGCUAACUACCCAGACUGGUCCUACAUGGGCCAGAAGAAAAGCCAAGGAAGUCCCCAAAUAGGAGUUCCAAUACAGAAAGAGAAAGGAAAAAAGAAAGAGGGGGAAGGGAAUCAAAUUGGCUCCAAGCCAAAGGCCAGGCGGAACAACUCUGUCUUACAGGCCCUGCGGAAAGAAAUCAGAUCCUGCAGGGCCCUGGUCUCAUGAGACAGAUGCAUCUCCGGGUUAUUUGUGGGGCCUGCCUGGUGUUUUUACAUGAGUAGAAGGUGUCAUUUUAUUUAAAAUGCAUCUCUGGGUUAUUUGUGGGGCACAGGAAUUCGUUCAUAUUUUUUUCCCCAAAAUAUAGUCCAGCCCCCCACAUGGUCUGAGGGACUGUGGACCAGCCCACAGCUAAAAAAGGUUGCUGACCCCUGCUCUUGGUACUUCUCUGGCCCUCAGAUGUUCAGGAGGUGGCAGCUCAGAAGAAGGCAUUCUCUGUGGCAGACUCUAAAUUGUGAAAUUCCCUCUCUGUAAAGGUGCUUCUGGCACCAUCCUUAUGUAGUUUCUGUCAUCUGCUGAAGACACAGCUCUUUACCCUGGUCUUUGACAUCACACACACGGACCCUUAUUCUUGGGGCUGUUUUUGAUAUGAUAUUAUUGAUAUUAUAUUUGAUAUUAUAUUAUAUUUGAUAUUAUAUUUUUUUAACAGUGGUAAUCUGCCUGGGGACCUUAUAGUGAAGGGCAAGUAAAAAGUCAAACUCAAUGUGUGAGAAUGAGUGCAAGCAAUGGAUCCACAAAAAACCCCAAACUACGAACAUGCUCCUUCAGUGGGAGUGUGACCCCAUGUAGAGCAGGUUGCACACCACUUAGCCAGGCAAAAGCAUCACCCGCUAACAGCAUCUCAGCCUUGUCUGGAUUAAGCAUCAGUUUAUUGGCCCUCAUCCAGCCCAUUAUUGCAUCCAAGCAUGCCAAACAAAUCCCCCACUAGCGAUCACAACAACAUCUCAUUGCCCUUGUAGAAAAUAUUGAAUGCUGUGUAAAUGCAACGUUCCUCCUGUGAAGGGGCAACAUGUGCAGAAAGGGGCACUGCUGAUCGUACCCCAUUGUCUACAUAUAGGCAUCAUUGUUGGUGGGGACCCCAUGAGGGAAGCUGCAUAACUUUGGGGGCCGAGGCAAUUUCAGUGGUGUAACCUUAUUUGUUAAAUGCUCUCUCUUUGGGGAGGUUUGCCUGGCAACUACUCUGUUAUCUUUGUGGGGCUGCCCAAAACUCUUUCCUUUUCCCAGGCCUUUCAUUAUGCUUCUUAUGCCAUUUUCUUUUGUAAAAUCUAUUUGUUUAUUUUUUUGGUGGAACAAUUUAAAACAAAAAUUCAUCAGCAAUAAAAAUAAAUAAAUCUCUCAAUGGAGCCCCUCACAUGUUGAAAUAGCAAGGCCAUGGGAUCCAGCUGCAACGUCAACCUCUUGCCACACACAUAAGGAUCCUUCACACAGCAGCGAGUGGGGCAGCCAGUACACUCUAUGGCAGCAGAGGGUAUCCCUAGAGUUUUUGUUAUGGAAAAACCAGGGGUUGGCUUUUGCUGCCCAACUCCCCAAGACACUCAUUCUGGCAAUUCCUGCAGCAAGCUGGUGCCAAAGGCAUUGAUCUGUUUUCCUUGGGGCCACAUCAGCAAGUCAUCUGGGCAGCCUAGGACCACCACAAACACUGCCCAGGUUUGCACUGUGGGGGAGGGUCAUUUUGGUGCUGGCAAAAAGCAACCCACCCACCCCCACCUUGCAGGGGUGUUGUGAGGAUCAAAAAGCAGGACCUGAACAGCUUGGAGGAAGAAGCAAAUAAAUAGCAUGAGGGAAAUAAUGAAGUAAAGAAACAACAAUGAAAUAAAUUAUGUCUGCCACCCUGAACCCCUUGGAAAAAGGACAUAAAUAAACUUGUUCCUAUAACAUUUGAAAGCCACUCUGGAGAAGGCUGGAUUUUUCCUUCUUUUCAGGUGAGUUAUAAAUGCUAUUAUGAGCAAAGUCAUUAAUUGCUUUUGGUGCCUUUCAGGGUUUAUUAUUGCAAAUAACAAGAAAGGGCUGAAAUGGUGAGGCUGCUGGAGGUGUAAAGAGGCGGAGGGAACAUUUUUUUCAUAUGUGGUGUUAAAAGGGUAAGAGUACUGGGAAAUGAUCUAUAAUGAAUUGAAAAAAAAAUGUUUAAAAUUACUUUACCAAAAAACUCAGUCCUUUCUGGGGAUAAUUCAGACUGAAAUUCCCCUGGUGUCAGAAAAGGUUAUUUAUGUAGGCAACAACUGCGGCCCAUGUCUUGUUAGCCCUGUUAAUGAGAAAAAAAUUGCUCCUUUUCCCUUAUGGGGUACCCAAGAGCCCCUAUAGAUUCCUUUUGUAGGUUCUCUAUCGGUAGGAGAAAAUAACAGAGACCAACCAGAGAAUAUUGAGAAGAAAACAGCUAGUAAGCCUGAUCUUUAUUGAACUGUUGCAACAGGGGGCUCCCCCCACACGCAGGAGAGAGGGGGAGGACCCAGAACAAAGGUGUGCCCAUCCUUACAUAGACAUUUUAAAUUGCCCGCCCUGGAGUCCAAGACCACCCCCAGAAACAUCAUACAUACAUCGCAGAAAAGGCGGUCUACAAGAGAAAUCUGAGAUCUGAGAGCGUUGUUUUUACCCUGUCUGCCAGGCUACCUGUUAAUGGUCACUUGACUGGAUUACCGGGGGAGUCUGGCCAUUCUUUUGUAAUGAUAAUAAUUCCUGAGCCAGGUCACAGGCUCACCCUAUUCAUACCUUAAAUGUGCCCUUAAGGCAGGAUUUGUGAGGACAGAGACAAUGGGGAGGUUUCUGCAUUUGCUUCGACUUUGUAGAGAAAUAUUUGAGGUGACUGAAAGAGUCAAAAUGGCUUUAGGACUUUUCCUAUGUGUUUCAGACAUGUGGUUUAUAUAUUUAUAUAUGUGUUUGCUUGGUACAUUUAUGAACAUUUAUUAUAUAUUUAUAAGACCUAAAAAUUAUUAUAACACAACUGAAAACGCUGGCAGCGUUAAGAUAAAUUCAACAGUGUAAAUAAGUUUUGAUGGGUGUAAUAAUGGAAAACCGAUUGGUAUAGUUUUUGUAAAAUAAGCAGGGAUUUAUGAUAUGUAAAAUGAACCAUGGUGGAAAGAGAAGAAGGGAAGUCACUGGUAUCUUAAGGAUGUGAAAUGUAAAAGGGAAAAUGUAAUAAAAAUUAUACAAGAAAAGAAACGGCGAGGCUGCUGGCGUGAAGGCGAGCGGCUCCGAAGGCGGCUGGAGGGGGCGAGCAGGGUGGCAAAGCCGGGCCGCCAAGAGCUCAGGGUGUCGGGGCGGGCCUCCACUCCCAACCCGAGAGGCGCCGCUCCGGAGACGCAUCCGCCGGAGCCCGGCCGCCGCCGCCGUCCCCUCCCUGCCCGACCCGGGCGCUCUCCUCGGCCGCGUCCCGCUCACUGCGAGGCCGCCGGGGCGAGUGGGCCCGUCCUCCGAGGCCCCGCCCCGUGCUCAGCCCCUCCCGCGCCCUCCGCCGCCAUGUUGAGGCAGCCGCUGCCCGGCGCUGGGUGAGGCCUGUGCGGGCCCGGGCGGCGACGGAGCCCACCGCGGAGCUGACGGUGUCGGUAAGUGCCGGCGGGGCGAGCGGGCCGGGGCGUUGGCGGCCGGGCGGGCCUGGCGCGGGGCGCCUCCCUCGGCGCCUGGCCUAGCGCAGCCGCGGCCCCUUCGCUGGCGCAGGCCCCUCUCCCCGGAGGCUCCCCGGGACUCGGGUAGGCGCGCAGGCAGGGAGGCGAAGUGGGCGGACGGGCGGGCGGGCAGACCGAGCCCCGUGGCAGGCUCCGCCGCCAGCCAGAACCCCAUUUUGCGGCGGCGGCUCCAGCCUCACGCCAUGCUCUCCGUGGGGUUGCGGGGCUGGGGGAUGCCUGCCUGCCUGCACGCCGGCCUCCCCUAUGGGGCAGACCCACGGGCAGCGUGCCUCUUGCCCAUCGCCAUCCUCAUCCGGGACCAGCCUGCGCCAGACCCGGGCAGCCUCCGUGCGCCACCCCACCGAUUUGCACGUCCAGACGAGACGUCUGCGCCUUGCUCCCCCCCCGCCGCCUCCGCCCUCUCCCCACUUUCGCAACCCACCCCCGUUGCAUUUUAUUUUUUAUUUUUUGGGGGGGAUCAGAAUACUGAUAGGGUGCCAGUGCACCUCUCUCUCUCCCACAGCUGAGGGCAGUCGCGUCACUUUAGGGGCAGGAAGAAAGUGGCCCGAGAGACCUCCCGGCGUUGGAGCGGGCAUUGCCCUUGGCAAAAUCUCUGCCUUGCUGACCUGCCCCAGAGGUCGGGCAAGGUGUCCUCUUGUGGGGAUGCCCACAGGCAGGCCAAAUAGACGGGCAGGGCAUCCCUCUGAAUGGCUAUUCAGGAUGCUGUUAACAGAACCACAACGUGCCUCCCUCCCACGUACUGGGAUGAUUUACUUGCCCCCACCCAGUUGUAGGGGAGCCCCACACUUUGGUCCCCUUUUUACCGGGAUCACUUUGCGCAUUGGUUUGACUCUUGUUUUUGCUGCUGUGUAGACAUUUGGACAAUAGGACACACAGCCCGUCCUGACUCCCUGAUAUAUGCACCUGUAUAACCCAUGGGUUUGCAAAUAAACCUUGGUCACGCAUGUGAAUUUUCCAUAGAUGCAAAAGCAGAAAUUGCAAAGCAUACUGAGCUCACAUCAAUUUGGCAAAGAGCUGCCUUCUCAGUCUUAAAUUCUAGAUCUAAUAGGGUCACCCUUGCAGCGCUGCCCACUUUUGGGGUCUCUUACUCUUCUCAACCUUGACAGGUGCCUUAUUUAUCAGAUGUUGGUUUUUCUCCUGCUCCUGUGCCCUAAGCUUCAAAAUGCCUAACCUGCUAUAAACACCACCUCCUUCUGGGCAUGUUUACUCCGUUUCUACCCCCAAGUUGCAACAUUCAUGAGCACUCCCCUGGGGAAUUCAUAUGGUGAGUGCUGCCGAACAUUUCAGUUGGCCAGUGGAAAGCUCCUUGGGGAUGCUAAGCUUCAGCUGAUUCUCAGAUUUCUUCAGAAAGACCAGUCAGGUCUCAUAAAAUAUUUGCAAACUGGUACAAAACAUGCUAAGAAUCAAGUCCAGUAGAUGAUAUUGGAACUUAAUUUUGAGUAAAUGUGUCUAGGGUAGUUUGACAAUGGGUUGUAUUCAACUAACUUUCACAGUAGUGCAUUGAAAUUAAUGGAUUUAAUUAGUCAUGGCCAUUGAUUUUAGUGGGUCUACUCUGAGUAAAAGUUAGUUGCUGUUUUUUUUAUCAAGAGCUGAAUCAUUCCACACGCAGGGCUGUUGUAAGGAUAUUUUGGAUAGAUAGAUACUAUCACCAUAUUACAGACAGGGGUUGAUUAUUUCUUUAGUUAUUGGAGCAACUCAAGGCUACCCAUGACUGAACUAAUAUUUAAACUGGGAACUCAUGAUUUUGACAUUGAACCAACUCAUAGCCUUACAGGGCAAUCAGUGAUGUGGAUUGGAAAAUUUCCCAGUGCUUUAUUUUUCCAUAGAAUACUUUCAGUUUUAUUCGUUCAGUACUAGCAGUGAUUGGACGCCAAUUACAAAUACAGCAUUUGGCAAGCUUGGCAGUUUCAAAAUGUUUACUGUUGUUCGCUAAAUGAAAGUAAAAUAAGCAUGCUAAAUUAGAUCACUCUUUAGCUCCUGCAAAUUGAAAAGUAUGCUUUACAAAUUACCCUAAUUUGCGGUGGAAAAUUUUCUAGAAGACCCACAUCACUGAGCACAAUCCUAUGCAUGUUCACUCUGAAGUAUCAUCUCCCCUCUCCCAAAUAUAUACAUAUUCAGUGAGGCUUAUUUUUAGGUAAGUGUGUAGAGGAUUGCACUCACUUGCUAUUUAUUUAUUACACUUAUAUUCCACUUUCCCUCUCUGCAAUUGACCUAGGCAGUCUCCCACCUAAGCACUGACCAGAAACUUAGCCUUAGCCUUAGCAAGGUUGCUGCAUCAAAUGUGUUCAAACCAUGUUCAUCAUGGGGAUCUGGAAGAAUAAUAACGAUCUAAAGUGUCAUUGCCUUGAAGUAAACCCUGCUAAAACUUAUGAGAUCUACUGUCAUGUGAUAUGUUUCAGGUCAGGCUUAAAAAAGGUUUAACUUCUCUUGCUAGAAUGACAUUUUUACUUAGAUAUUGUGAGACAAUUCAACAUUUUUCUUUAGGGGGGGAGUAGGGUGGGGAAAUCACCUUGCAAUUGAAUGAUUAUGCCAAAAUAGAUGUAUCAGUAUGUCAGGAGCAGAAAAAUAAUGCUUCAGGCAAUGAUAACAAUAAUACCAGAAAAUGACUGUAAACAUUGGCAAGUUAAUUGUCUAGGUAAAGCAGUGUUUAGGCGAUGCAGGUGGCGCUGUGGUCUAAACCACAGAGCCUAGGACUUGCCGAUCAGAAGGUCGGCGGUUCAAAUCGCCGCGAUGGGGUGAGCUCCCGUUGCUUGGUCCCUGCUCCUGCCAACCUAGCAGUUCGAAAACAAGGGCAAGUAGAUAAAUAGGCACUGCUCCGGCAGGAAGGCAGACGGCGUUUCCGUGCGCUGCUCUGGUUCGCCAGAAGCGGCUUAGUCAUGCUGGCCACAAGACCCAGAAGCUAUAUGCCGGCUCCCUCAGCCAGUAAAGAGAGAUGAGCGCCGCAACCCCAGAGUUGUCUGUGACUGAACCUAAUGGUCAGGGGUCCCUUUACCUUUACCUAAAGCAGUGUUUAUUAAAUGGAGGUGUUUGGAGGUGGGUAGUUAGGACUCCACCAAGGAAUGAGUAUGUGUAAACAAAUUUAGACAUCUUAUUGGUGAUAGCAAGUACUCAGCAAUUUCCAAUAUACUGUUUUGUGACUGUGAUACAAAGAGGAGGAGCUGAGCAAGAAUACCCACUAUGGGUUUUCAGUUGGUGUUGAUGGUCCAAAUACCAAAGAGCCAGUAAGCUUAGAAAUGAAGUGUGAUUUUCAAAAAAAAAUUGAGAGGUCAUGAGAGCUAAGGGGUGUUACUAACAGUUGUGUGAAGACAAGUCCUUGCCUUGAAAAACUCAACACUUAGCAAUUUGACACAGGCAAUAGAGGAAGGAGACAAAGGUGAAGAUAAUAGAAAAGAACGUUGUUUGGAUUUCGUUAUACGUGCUUAGGAUACUAGGUUACUACUUGUCAAUUUAGCUUUAAAAACAGAGCAACACUUUUUACAAGAAAUGCUUGUCCAGUCUGUGACUUUAUCAUUGAGGCUGUUCGUUUCAAACUUGCACUUAUAAAUGUGUUUGCCACCAGCAAAAUAAGAGCCUUUCCUUUGGUUGCAUUUUUAGUGUCUUCAGUCUGCCCUCUGGGUGUUUUGCAGUGUUGCACUUAUUCUGUCCCUCUGGUUGACGAUGUUUGGAAAAUUUAGCAAACUGACUGAUGACCAUUGCUGGUGGAAAAGUUUUUGAAUUGUUUCCGCGUCAUCUUACACUUUGGCAAUCUCUUUCCCUCUUUAAUGAAGGCAUUAAAAUGCCUGCUUGUUUCUUAAUAGCAUUAAGAUUUUUCAAAUCAAGACAGUUUCAAAAGUGAACAGGCAGUUAAGUCUGUGAGUGACUUUAAAUUGGACAGGUCAUUGGCAGUGAAUGCAUAAAGCUGAACUUGUAAUUUCUCUUUGUGUUGGGCCUUGUCUCAUCUUGAUGGGACUAUAACUCAUAAUAUUGAUGAUGAUGAUGAUGAUGAUGAUGAUGAUGAUAUUAGUGUGCAGUCCUUAUCUCCAUUCAGCUUUUUAGUAACCUCCUAAGGUUCUUGCCAUUUCCAUUUGGUUGAUGGGGCAAUAAAACUGCACAUUUUGGAAAGGGCAUUUUGGAAAGGAACCCUAACCCUAACCCUAACCCUAACCCUAACCCUAACCCUAACCCUUAUGUGAACCCAGUUGGAAAAGGGCUGUAGCUCAGUGGUAGAGUGGAUGUUUUGCUUGCAAAUGGUGUUGGGUUCGAGUCUCAGCCAUCUCAUGUCAGUGCUUGGAAAGUCUCCUUUUUGAAAUCUUGAGACCUGCUGCCAGCCUGUUUAAACAAUACUGUAGUGAGCUAGAUGAACAAAGAGUCAUCUAGCGUAUAUCCCUAAAACAAGGUAUAAUACAAUAUGUGGCAUAAGCUAAGGAAUGGCAAAACACAGCCCUCAGGUAUAUGAUUUAAAUAAGGAAUGAGGAGCCUGUAAUCUUUCAGAUAUUGCUGGACUACAACUCCCAUCAUCCAUGCCAGUGGCCAUGCUGGCUAGAGCUGAUGGAAGUUGGAGCCCAACAACCACUGGAGGGCCUCAGGCUCCCCAUCUCUGAUCUAAAUAGACACAAGGAAAAGGAAGGAGUAAGUGGGUAAAGAAUAUUGACCCAGGAUGUGUAGCGAAUCCUAGAAGGCUUAACAUUACCAUCCCUUAGACAUUUAUUAUGAAUUGUAGGACUGCAUGGAAUGUUCUUCUUUGCAUAUUUUGCAUCUGUAAGGAGGAUACCAGAUUAUGAUUGAUGGAUGCACACUUCUUCUUGGCUCUCAUUGAUGUGAUUUCCAAACUGAAGCUAGAGAGGGCAGUUCAUAGAAUAUCUGAGAGAUGACCAAUGAGCCUCUUAAGACCCUGCUAUUUAAUGAAGGCAGUGAAUAUUUUCACUCCUGUAUUUGGCAUAACCAUUUUAAGUGCGCAUCAUGCUAUAUUUGCAUAUUUUAAAUUUUGCAGAGUAUAAUGGAAGUCUCAAUAGAGCACUACGAGUAAAGGAGGGUGCUAGGAUAACAUAGGAGACUGAGCCAGACCACUGGUCAGUCGGGCCCUAUAUUGUUUUAAAAUUCUGGUUAUCCAUGGCUUUCCAGGGUCUUGGGAUGAGACUUCCAUAUCACCUGUUACCAAAUCCUUUUAAGAGGAUAUAUAGGGGAAUUGAAUUUUUGUUCUUCUGCUGAACUAUGGUCCCAUCCCCAUUUGUGAUUAUUCAUUUAUUUAAAUAAAUGGAUAAAAUAUUUGCAAGUAACAGUUGUGAGUGCAUUUGGAACUAUAGAAACACCCACAGCUCCCACUUUUUGAGCUUUUCCAGCUGUUUCAUGAGGAUUUGGAUUGUCUAUGAUGGCUUUGUGAUGUCUGAAAUGUCUUGUUACAUAGUCUGAUGCAUUAGGAGCUCAAAUGUUUCUGUUGGUAGUGGAUGCUACAAUUCUCUCGCAGAGAGAAAAACUACCAUCCACAGACAAGUUGCGGCUUGAGUAAUCUAUCCGGAAGUGUUAUCUUAUUGCCACAAUAUGAAUUUUGUAUCAUGGACACUUUAAGAAAGUUCUAUACAUUGUAGUUUUCCAAAGAGGUCAUACACUAAUACUAGAGAAUAUACAUAAAUGGGCACCUAAAAUGAUGAUCAUCCCUGUGAAGAAAAGCUUUAUUUCAGUUCAGAGAAAAGGUUAGUUAGGAAUGGCAGGGCAGGAUACUAUUACAAAUAUACUAGCCAUGAUGGCUCUGCUCUGCUUCCACACUUGGGUGUGCUUGAUUAAAAGGACGGUUAAGUCCAGUCAAAGGUGACUAUGGGGAUGCAGCACUCAUUUCGAUUCAGGCCAAGGGAGCCGGCAUUUGUCCACAGACAGCUUUCCGGGUCAUGUCGCCAGCAUGACUAAAUUGCUUAUGGCGCAACGGAACUGGGACAUCAGCCAGAGCUCACGGAAACACCGUUUACCUCCUUGCUGCAGUGGUACCUAUUUAUCUACUUGCACUGGCAUGCUUUCGAACUGCUAGGUUGGCAGAAGCUGGGACUGAGCAAUUGGAUUACCAUUUGCUGGAAACUGCAGAAGGGGAGAGUGCUCAAGCUUGGGUCCUGCUUGCGGGUUUCUCACGGGCCUCUGGUUGGCCACUGUGAGAACAGGAUACUGGCCUAGAUCCAGCAGAGCUUAAGUUCUUAUCAUCAUUAGAGUGCAUAGAGAGAAAUGGCUGUCUCCCCAAACAUAUUUGGCAUUGUUUGGCAGCAGAUUCAAGACAAAUUAAGAAGUAUCAGAGUACAGUGGAACCUCGGGUUGCGAACGUGAUCCGUGCGGGGGGCAUGUUCGCAACCCGCAGCGCCACAUCUGCACAUGCGCGUGAUGCGAUUCGGCGCUUAUGCGCAAAGCGCGAUUUAGUGCAUCGGCACGAGCGCUGAAACCCGGAAGUAACCUGUUCGGGUACUUCCUUGUUCGGCGCGUCCGUAACCCGAAAGCGCGCAACCCACAGCAUUCGCAACCCAAUAUAUGACUGUAUAGACUUAGAGCUUAUUCUGAUGCUACUGGCAGUUAUUCAGGGGUGGACUUUGGUAAUCUUUUGUAACACCACGCUGUAUGCGAGGCCAAAAUAUGGUGUCCCCAAACGGAUCUUCUCAAUUAUGGAUCUUCUCAUUUUUGUACCCCCUCGGGUCAGCGCUCUGGGUGGGGGAACCACCUGCACCACCCUAAACCUGGUGCUGAAACUAGGAAAAACUUAUUGAUAAGUGACUGGAUGGGAGGCUGCAUUUAAGAUGCUCUUAUUUGUUAUUUAAUUUGUAAAUAAAUUGUACUUAUUGCAGGAUGACCAGAUGAAAUUCUUCAUCAGAAGAUAAUGGCCAGCAGAGUAAGAGAGCAUUAAAGAAACAUUAGACAAAAUCAUGUUGGCUAACUUAUUAUUGGCCUUGACACAGUGGACUACAGUAUCCAUAUUCAGAGUCAAUAUACGUCUCAGAUACUGGGGGUGAAUAAAAAUGGAUGGCUGUAACUAUUGUACUCUUUGCUUUUGAGCUCCCAAAUGACAACUAGUUGACUACUGUUGAAAAUGGAACACUGAAUUGAGCUUUAGUUGUAACAAGUGCAGUUUUUAAGUAUAACAAAUGUUUUAGAAGUGAAAUUAAAACUGCACAUAGCUUUAUAGUCCUGGUUCAGAUAACUCUGAAGUCCAUGUUUUGUAGACUUUGGAACAAGCUCGGCUUACACUCUCAUGCGUAACUUUACGGUCUGUUUAUUUUUUGCACAGCUUUUCCCAACUUGAUGUCUUCUAUAUGUUUUGUACUCCAGUUCCCAUCAGCACUAGGCAGCCUGACACUGGCCAGUGGUCAGUGAUAGUGGAAGUUGUAGUCCAAAACACCUAGAGAACAUCAAGUUGGGGAAGGCUAGCUUAGCAAAAACCAUUAUUUUCUGUGGUGUCUGAGUUGGGCUUCCUGUCUAAAGCACUGGAAACCAUGAAUUGUCUGAACUGCCCAGUCUUUCUUACCCUUAGUUCAUAGACUGUCACUCACCGACACCUGGGAUGAUCUUCUGUGCUUCCUAAUCUUUGCAGUCUUUGGUCGACACAAGAAAAGUUGUUUUCCCAUCACAAGGAAUCUUUUCAGACCCUUUCAAAUACAUACCUGCAUUCAUCCCAGUCUUGUGAAGAAUCAUUAAUUUUGGGUAGAGCACAGUACAAUGUGGCUUAGGGUAUUUUUCACACUUCAAGGCUUCCAACAGCAAAGUUAAAAAAAAAAAAAGGAAACUUGCAUAGAAACCAUUAACCUUUCUUUAUGAAUCAUCUGUGGUAGGCAAGAUUCUCUAAUGUAGAGUUUUUCAAACUUAGGUUCACAGACCACUUGUAGCUUGUAAGUUUCAGUGAGGUGGUCUGCAGAAGAAUUGCAAAACAGUCAAGUACAUCUAUAUUUGGCCCCAUACUCGUUUUUCCCCCUUUCUGACAGUGCAGAUGAAGGCUGAUUUCACCAGGUUUGGCUGUAUCUAACAGCUGGCAAGACUCUUGCUUAAGGCCUGUGGUUUUCAUUGAAUUGUAGAGUUUGAAGUCCAGAAUAUGAGGUGGUGCAGGGGUGGUGCCUGGCUAACUUUGAACCCUGUGCUUCAUCCUGGCCUAGCGCUCAUGAUUUUCAUAACGAGGCACUGUUUUUUUCAUACUAGUUCUUCUUGAACAUGGAUCAUCCUGGGCCCUGUUCUUGCUAGUUCAUCCAUUUUUACAGUGAAGCAGCAUGAUCUUGGACCAGUCAGUCUCUCUCAGCCUAACCUAUCUGAAAUGGUGGUUCUGAAGAUAAAACACGAUGGUCCUUACAUAUGCUACUCUAAGCUCCUUCGAGAAAGGGCAGUAUAUAGAUGAAAUCUGUUUCUGUCUUUGCCAGUUGGGUUUUCUGCCAUAUUAAAAUGAAAACGUUACUUGAAGAUGAUGCUUCUCAUACUGUAGCAGCUGACACACUCCUUGAAGCAUUUGAACUGAUGUCAAAAGAAGGGUGUCCAGCAGUCUUUGCCAACCUGGUGCCCUCCAGAUGUUUUGAGUUGUAUAGAAGUGAUUGUUCCGGUUCUUUUGGAACCCAAACGUCUGAUGGGGCUUCCGCAGCUUCUGAUUGGCUGCAGGAGCCGCAAUUUGGUUUUGGAACAUUUUGGAAGUCGAAUGGACUUCCAGAACGGAUUCUGUUUGACUUCCAAGGCACGACUGUACUAGGGAUCAAACUUGGGCCCUUCUGCAUGCAAAGCAGGGGAGCUGCAGUCCUUCCCGUAUCAGCUGGGCAGCCAAUAGGCAAUGUAGACUUAGCCCCUGUUCUGGCUGGGGCUGGUGGGAAUUGGAGCCCAAAACAUCUGUAGGGCACCAGGUUGGCAAAGGCUGGAGUUUAGGAUACCAUACCCAGGUGCUCUUGUGCUAUAUAAAAUGGCAUGAGUUUUAAGUUCCAGCUUCUGCAGUUGUAUUUGGCUUCUGCAGCAGGAGAAUGGGAGAGUUUCCCCUUUAACUUUCUGUGUUGUCACACUUGACAGCUUUGGAGGGCACAUCACAGAAAGUGGACUUUGCUCUUUGUAUGACCUUUGUGCAGUCUGGAGCAAAAUAAUUAUUCCCUUAUAUCAUCACCCUGUGUGUGCAACCCAGAAAGGCAUGAGGUAAAGAAGAGCCAUCGCUGUGAACCUUUCUAUCAGCCAGGAAGGGAUUGCUCUAAUGCGUAUUUUGGCACUGUUUCCCCUGGUGGCUGUAGCCCAACUGCAAAUAAUCAGUUUAUGCCACACUUUAGUCCUUUUCCCUCCUUGGCUGGGCUUGCUGCAAGAAACGUACCAACUGUAACAACAAAAAAAGCAAGGCAGCACCUGGUAAAUGACACACAAGAAAAAUGAUGAGAACCCCAGGGUGCCAGGAAUACAAGGUUGUUUGUUUAUUAUAUCUUAUAACCAGAGGGAACCUGCAACAAAGUGUUGCAGUGUAUCCUCAGCCCUUAACACAAAUUCUCCUGUUCAGAGCUCUAGCCAGCUUGAAAAGAUGCCUUGCAGUGCUGUUCAGGGCUUGUGGUAUGUGGGGGAGCUUUUCUUUCCCACGCUCCUCCUUUCCCUCGCCAUACGAUAAAAGAGCUAUUAGCCCUGAAUUUGAGGACUUUUUUGCUAUGAUGUGCGAAGAUAGAGGGGGAGGAGAUUCUGGAGAGCAGGAAAAGGAAAAUAUAUACCAUUUCAGCCGACCUGAAUAUAAGCCAAGGCACCUAAUUUUAGCGCAAAAAACUGGGAAAACUUACUGACUCGAGUAUAAGCUGGUUCACCACACCACAAAUCUGGUGGUGGCGGCAGCAACAGAGGAAGAACAAGCAGCCCGAAAGGGCUCCUUUGCGGGCAGCGGCGGCGGGACCAGCUGCGAGAAAGGGCUCUUUUCGGGCCGCUCGUCCCUCCUGCCGCCACCUCUGCCGCUCGCAAGAGCAGGCAUAGGAGCCGUGGUUGGGAGAGGCCUGGCUCGUCCCGCCACCGCCCGCCUUGAGUAUAAGCCGAGGGGGGCUUUUUCAGCAUAAAAAAUAUGCUGAAAAAGUCGGCUUAUACUCGAGUAUAUACGGUAUACGGUUUUCUUUUCCCCUGUACUGAAACCUCCCUGUAUGGUGCAGGUAUGAGAUUUUUAAAAAUCUCAUGGCAUGUCUCCCACCCCCUCAGGAUACAGUAAGCCACUUCCAAGUGGGGUAGCUGUGUUUGCCUAAAGAUAAAGCUUCAGUGGUCUGGAGCCUAUUUGCAUCUCUUAAUGUGGAUUCUAGUCCACGAAAGCUUAUGCCGCAGUAUUUUCCUUUCAGCUGAUGCACUCAACUUUCAGUAACUUCUGGAACCCAUUGAGCGUCCUCAAGUCCUCACACAACUGGGCUUUUUGAGCUUCUUUCCCCCUUUUAAUUUACAAAUAUUCAUUUCUGCAUACCUGGGGAGGCCCCUUGACUGUGCAUGAACCUUGUCUGUGGACUGUUCAACUGAUAGGCACUGGACCAAGACGUUUUGCUAUUAGAAAGAGUGGCAUAUUUCUCACACCCCUGGGUUAUCAUUAUUUUUAGUAUAUAAUACUGCAUCACGAUCUGUAGAAGGAAAAUCUUAGGCUUUGGGUUUUGAGUAUCAGCAACAACAGGUAAAUCCCCUUCUGAAAAUUUGCAGGGUUCCCUGCCCCUUUCUUGCUGCAGCUGUGUGCAAUGGGGAGGAAGUUAGAAAAGGCAAAGCAUGCCUCAAGGAGACUGCUUGUGGUCUGUUCAUUAUAAAUAUAACACCUUUCAUUCCCAUUCUAGAAAGUGUGGGUGUGUCGUCUUCUGAAAAAUCAACUGAGUCCCUAGAGAAGCCUUCCCUAACACAGGGCCCUUCAAGAUGUUUUGGGCUACAACUCCUGUCAUCCCCAGCCAGCAUGGGCAAGGAAUGUUGCAAAUAGCAGUCCAAAACAUCCAAAGAGAGAACCAGGUUGAAGAAGUUUUUCAUAGAGUAUAGGAACUACUAAUAGAGCAGUAGGCAUGUUUUUCUACUGUUACUAGAACCCAAAUCUUGGCAUUUCUAGAAAGAGAGAUAAAUUCAGAAAAUGCGCACCGAGAAUGCUUUUGACAAUGUUUUGCUUUUUUGUAGUUUUCAUCAUGGGGGACAUGAAAACUCCAGACUUUGAUGACUUGCUGGCUGCUUUUGACAUUCCUGACCCAACCAGCCUUGAUGCCAAGGAAGCCAUUCAGACAGCUGGUGAGGAGAACGAAAACCAUCUCAAGCAGUCUGGGAUUUGUAUAGAUGAAAGCGCAUCCUUGUCCCACGCAGCGCCAGCUUCUGACAUUCCAGUUGUGAGUGUCAUUGUGAAGAACACGUGCCGACAAGAGUCAUUUGAAGCAGAAAAGGAAGGCAACCACCUAGGACCAGGCCUGCUGCACAAUGGAUUCCGGGGGUCUGAACUUCCCCUGGAGACUCACAAUUAUGGGAAAUUUGAUUCCACUUUCAUCAAUGGUGAUGGCUUGAGGAACUAUCCUGAAAAGUUGGAACAGACAAAGUCAGAGCCCUUACCAACAUUCAGUCAGUUCAGCCCCAUCUCCAGCCCUGAGCCGGAGGAUGCACUCAAAGAUAACAGUAUUGUAGAUAAACCUAAACAUGUCCAAACUCCCUAUUUUCCACCGCAUCCAAUGUAUAUUCCAACUGGGUCAUCUGUGUUAGAUCUGCUUAGUAGGACCUUGCCAGAACCAGAGUUUAGUAGGUUUAUGUCAACUGGGCCAUCGCUGCUAGAUCUGCUUAGUAAGAAGAUAGCAGAACCCGAGUUAAGUAUGUUUGAUCAAUACUGUAAAAGAGAUCCAAAGAUAGAUAUGCAUGAACUGCAAGAAAGUAGGGUGGAUGCUAGCAAGAGGGAACGUGACAAGAGCCCUGAGAAACGGGAAGGCCCUGUCAAAGAUCUUGUGGACACCAAUAACUUCCUCAGCGAAGGGUUGCAGCUUGGCAAUUUCCAUAGCAAUAACUUGGGUGAAAGUAAAGGAUCUGUGCCUGAAAUGAACUACUCCUCUUCGUCAGUUCCACCUCGCCAGCGUAUCAAACCUGCCCACUCCAAGCUCUCAUCCUGCGUCGCUGCACUUGUAGCCCUUCAGGCCAAAAAGGUUGCAGGCAUCUCAAAGGAGGACCAGGGAAACUUGACGAAGGAGUCUUCUGGGCCCUUUAAGGAUGGCAUCAAGGGAAGCCCCAAGAUGCCAAAGUCACCAAAGAGUCCCAGAAGCCCCCUUGAGAUGGUGAGAAAAGUCAGCAAGCAGCCCGAGUCUCCCCGGAGUGUGUGCAGUGACAGCAGUAGCAAAGGCUCACCUUCGGUGGCAACUGGUUCACCCCCAGCAAUUCCCAAAGUCAGGAUCAAGACUAUUAAAACCUCCUCUGGUGAAAUUAAAAGAAUGGUAACAAGGAUCCUGCCGGAAGUCGAUGACUUGGGCAAAUCUCCUCAAGAAUCGCCCGUGGAGAGUUCAGCAACUGAAGAGUUUGUGAAAUCCUUCCCUUCACCAGAACCAAAUGCAUCCAUGGACACUGAGUCAUGCAAGGGCUUUGCUAAAGCCACUACUCAAGAGGCAAACCUAGCAAGUCCCCACGUUGACAGUAUGAGUGCAGACAUUCCUGUAAGCAGCACCCCUGGUGCACCCCUGCUGGCAAACAGCAGCAGCGGGACAAUAAAAGUAGGUAUUGUGGGACAGCCGUCAAGCAAGAAGCAGCAGCCGGGUGUGGUGGCGCAGCCCUGUAACCCUGCCAGCCUCCUUCCUAAAGCCGUGCACCUGGCCAACCUCAACCUGGUUCCCCACAGCGUUGCGGCUUCUGUGGCGGCGAAAUCUUCCGUGCAGCGGCGCGGCCCGUCCCAGCUCACGCAGAUGUCUGUGCCGCUUGUGCACCAGGUUAAGAAAGCCGCUCCUCUUGUCGUCGAGGCAUUCAACAAAGUGUUGCAUGGUGCCAAUCCUGUGCCAAUCUAUACUCCAAACCUCAGCCCUCCUUUUGACAGCAGUAUUCACUUACCUGCGUCUGGGUAUUGUUGCCUGGAAUGUGGCGACUCGUUUGCCUUAGAGAAAAGCCUCACCCAGCAUUACAGCAGGAGAAGUGUCCACAUUGAAGUCAUGUGCACUCAGUGUUCGGCGACGCUGCUGUUCUUCAACAAAUGCAGCUUGCUCAAGCAUGCGAGGGAUCACAAGAGCAAAGGCUUUAUCAUGCAGUGUUCUCAGCUGUUCAUGAAACCCAUUUCCUUAGACCAAAUGUUUUCACCUUCUCCAACAAGCUCUUCAACGUCUUCGACAUCUCAGACAUCACGGUUGCCCCCUCUUCCGCAUAAGACUUGCGCUGCGCCGGGAAGCGGGACUGGGAGCUCGACAAAUGCUCAGCCAGCUUUGCCCCUGUAUGCGGACCCGUUGAGACUAAUUCGUCACGGAUUAAAGUGUUUUGAAUGUAAUAAGCAGGCACUGGACUAUGUUGCCCUAGCAGCACAUUAUCAGAGAACCUCGGAAGAUAACGAGGGACUGGUAAGUCACUUCCUAAAUAAAGAUCAGAGCUAUUUUCUGUUGGGCCUAGAUUAAAAACAGCCAGACACUCCAAACGUACAUUAAGAUAGGCACACGAGAUUAGUUAACUGCAUCUUUCCAUGUUCUUGGGAGCUAUACACUAUGUGCAAAUCUAAGAAAAGUGGCAGGUGACUGAAAAGAGCGUGGAGAUGGUGAUCUAUAUGUGUGAUUUAAGAUGAUUGAAUAUACAGCAUAAACCAUUCAGUGCCAGAAAUAAAUUGCUUCAUCCCCUCAAGUUACUGAGGGAGAGAAGAAGAGAUUGAUGUAUUUCAAAGCUUUUAUUAUUAUUAUUGUAUAGAUUUAUUUGUCUAGGGUUUUUUUUUUAAAGUAGCUUGCUCUGCUCCAUUUGCUGGCACCGUGAACAGCCCAUUUCUGGCCAGUGUUCAUUCAAAAAUAUUAACUGGACCUAGCCUUCAGUUCUCUGCCCAAUGACAUGUAGAUAAUUAUGCAGAUGGAAGACUGUGGUCUAAAAUAACAUGUUUGCAUAGCAGCCAAUGUGUUGUGUGUGUCCCCUCCUGGUCCACACACACUUCCCGUCUUCCUCCUAAGUGGAAGGAGCUUUGUUUAGCCGUCCAAAUUGAUCAGUUGACAAACCAAUUUCAAACCAUAGUUCCUGAAGCAGUCCUGUUUAAACUAACCAUAGUUAAAAUUAACCACGUUUCUGAGUCUGGACAAUAUAGCGAGCUGUGAUUAAUCAAAGACAGAAGUGGAAGCUGCAGCUUGUUUCUGCUUGUUCAUGUCACAUGAAACUUUGGUUUAGUGUGACAUGCAGGUAUGUUCCCCGGGAAAUAUUUACCUUCUUUUAGACCGAGAAUGCAAAAGGUUUCUUUAAACUAAUGGUUUUCUGAACACUUCCCCUCUUACCAAUGCUGCUUCGUACAAGAAAUGAAUCUGAAAUAUGUUGCUACUUUAGUAUACAAAAAUUGGAUAAGCAAGAAGCAAAAUAGCAGUUUUGGCACCAAAGUUUUCAGCUCAAAAGCUGUAAUACUUAGACAGACUGCAAUGCUUGGCACAUUUACAUGGACAUAAGUUAUGUUGAAAACAGUAUGUGAUCAUUCUAAGUAAAAGUGGUUAGGACUGUUAAGAACACAAUUAACUCCGAUCCAACAUUUUACAUCUAAAUGAGCUGUUGACCUAUUUAUCGGUUGUUUUUGUUUUUAUUAUAUAUUUUGUGAUUUAUGUUGCAGCUGCCGUGAGACCUGCAAGUAUAGGACAGUAUACAAAUUUUAAUAAUAACAAUAAUAAUAAGUGGCAGGGCACCUCAUCACACUUUCACUUCCUAUCUUCAUCUGCUGCUCUCUAGACUGCAGAAUUGUUGAAAUUCACAAAACAACCUUGGUUGUGUUAUUGCACCCCAUUGGUCAUUGAGGAUGUUUCAACAGCAAUUUCCCCCCCAGCAAUACCUUUACUUACCGGUACUUAUAAUCAGCAGUAAAAUUGAAGAGGAAAGAGAAAUGAAACGAAAUGAAAAUUCCAUCAACAAGCUUUCUGUCGCCCACUCACCUGCUGCAUGCCUUUUGCAGCAUUAUAUAGGCUUGCAAUUUAGUUUUGGAGUAAUGGGACUAUUAAUUAACAGCCAUCUCCAUGUUCUAACUCCCUUGCUUUAUUUAAUAAGCUGCAUGUUUUGAAAGCCUUUGGGAUUGAACUGUUGAAAAAAAAUAAUGAAAAAGGUAGGAAGGCUUUGGCAUUAAAAUAUUGAAAUAAAUUUCCUGUUUAAUCCAAUAAACUUCAUUACCCUUUUCAGUUCUGUUGGGCCCAUGCAAGGGGUCAAGUGAAGUGUAUGCUUUUUACAUGUGCAAGUACAUCAGCUGACCAGGUAUUAUGGCCUGUGGCUGCCACUGACUUUGUUGUUCUGACAUCAUCCUGUGAUGUCAUAAAAUCCCCAGGAGCAUUCUUGGAAGUAUUUCACUGGCACAGGACAAUGAGUUGUAUUCAGCUGGCUUUUACUCAGAGUAGCCUUUUGGCUAAGGUUAUUGGUAGUGUUUUACUUACAGUAAACCUAUUGAAAUUAAUAACUAAGCCUAGCUUAGGUCCAUUAAUUUUAGUGGAUCUGCUCUGAGUAAAAGUUAGUUGAACCCAACUAAAUUCCUAGCUGCUUAUACAAAUACUACUGUGAGGGAAUCGGCACCCAUGUCCUUAGCACAAUUAAUUGGAAUUACCACAUUUACUCGAGUUUAAUGCACACUUCAAUUUUCAGAACCUUUAAACCAAAAAAAGUAUUUGCUGGCGAAUGUAAAUGGGCCAUCGAAUAUAAUGCACACCUUAAUUUUCGCAACAUAAUUUGGCCAAAAGUAAGUAUUAGAUUUGAGUAAAUAUGGUAUGUCCCAUGGAUUUCAGGCACUCGCUUUCUGAUUUUGGUGUACUUGUGUUUACAGUCUUCAGGAGUGCUGACUGAAAAAUCAGUGUGCAACGUCUCUAGUUUCAACUGCUCAGUGAAAAGUGAUGUAAAGUUCCAGGGUGCAAUCUUUAUUGAUACAAUCCAAUUUAAUUUUUUAAGAUCCUUAGAUAUGUCAAUUCUACAAUGGCUAAUGGCUAUUCUGUAUUGGAAACCAUUGGCUAGGAUACUGGAGCUAACUGGAAAUCUUGACAGUUCCUUGAAUCCUGUUGGGUUUUGGCUCAGAGUUGUCUUGGCAAUCACAGCUCCAGUUCUGUGUAGCUUUUAUAAUAGGCAUUUACACAGUUUGCUUUAUUCUUAACCCAGUUGGUUGUUGCAUUUUUGUGUCUUCUGCCCUCCCCCCCCCAACUCUUCUGUUCAUAUUUGGGAGAGAAAUCACAAAGCCUGCUUAGCCCAGUCUGUAGCCCAGGCGUCCCCCCCAACUUAUGCAUGAUUGCAUAUAGUUUUGUGGCCCAUGGGGUGUUUUGAGCCACCUGUUACACACAAAGCAUGGAGAAACCACGUAUAAUUUAUUUUAGCUGACCUCCACAUGGCUGCUGCAACACGUUAAUUAAUCCUCAACUUGCCAACUGAAUGCAAAAUUAUUUCCCAGUAGCCUAUACAUGCGUAGUCAUGUGGAGAAGAUGUCAUAUUUGGAGUUGAGCAUUCACCUGGAAUAAGCCCAGCAGUGGGAACAGAUACAGUUCUGGCUUCCAUCUUAAGUGCUACAUGCUAUAUUGGCCUUUUUCUGUUCUGGCACCUCUUGGGUGGGCGCUAUUGCCAUUACAAUGGAACCUCGGAAGGUGAACGCCUGUUAACUCAAAUGUUUCGGCUCCCGAAUGAUCGGAAACCGGAAGUGAUUGUUCCGGUUUUUGAAUGAUUUUCAGAAACUGAACAUCCAGCACGGCUUCCAGUUGGCUGCAGGAUGUUUUGGAAGUCGAAUGGACUUCUGGAAUGAAUUCCGUUCAACUUCCAAGGUACGUCUGUAUAAGAGAGCAAGGCAGGUGCUCGUGAUGAGUUCUAGCACCUCUUUUUCAGGAAAAAUUGCACUGGUUUUAUCUGUCUUAUUUUGGGGGAUUUAUUGUAGUUAGCCAGAUGCUUUCUGUAACCACUUCAGCCCCUUCAAGGUAUGGAGUUGAACCAGUAACUGUUGAGGUUCAUGCCCGAAAACAUAAUAUUGACAAUGCUGAUUUUGCAACACUCGGUGGUAGAGGAAGUAACAUGCUCCAAAUUGCUAUUGGGGAAAAUCCAUCAAUACAGUGGUGCCCCGCAAGACGAAUGCCUCGCAAGACGGAAAACCCGCUAGACGAAAGGGUUUUCCGUUUUUGAGUUGCUUCGCAGGACGAAUUUCCCUAUGGGCUUGCUUCGCAAGACGAAAAUGUCUUGCGAGUCUAGAGAUUUUUUUUUCGCUUCCCCCCCCCUUUAUCUAAUCUGCUAAGCCUUUAAUAGCCUUUUAGCAGCUAAUCCCCUAAGCCUUUAAGCCUUUAAUAGCCGCUAAACCGCUAAUAGCGCUAAUCCGUUAAGCCGCUAAUAGGGUUGCUUCGCAAGACGAAAAAACCGCUAGACGAAGACUCUCGCGGAACGGAUUAAUUUCGUCUUGCGAGGCACCACUGUACUCAUUUGUAGCUGUGCACUGGUAGGGGCAGCAGUAUUGGGCAGCACAGACAGGGUGGUGUCGCUCACCUGCCUUUCCAUCGUCAAACAUCACUGCCAGCUCCUAGCAGCCUUUCUCAACCUGUGGGCCCCCAGAUGUUGUUGAACUACAACUCCCAUCACCCCUAGCUAGCAAGGCCAGAGCUCAGGGAUGAUGGGAGUUGUAGUCCAACAAUAUCUGGGGACCCACAGGUUGAGAACCGCUGGAGGUGAGAAACACCACGCAGCCUUCACUGUGCUGCUGACCGGUACCGAUCUCUGUCAAUAGUACUGUGGGACUUGCUGUACUCUGCAAUGCCUCAGGUUACUCCAGGACGACCCAUCCUGCAGCUAUCCAUCACAGGGGCUUCUCCCAAUCCCUUAAUGUCCUGCUUUGGGCCCUUUUAAAAAAGCACUUAACUUUGCUAUUCAGUGUAGCCUCAUCAUGAAUCCCAGAGCUCUUGCUGGCUACUUAUUUAUCAUAUUAUUAUUUAUUAAGUUUCUGUACCACCUUUUAUCCAAGGAUCACAGUGUAGUUUACAAUAUCCCAGCUUCUGUUGGGACAGGGACAGUGUAACACUCCCAGUUACUUCACCAUAAUUAAGGGGCAGGAACUGAGGGGAGAUGUGUUCUUCUACUCAGAUUCUGCUUGUGGCAGUGUUAGAAACUCAGAUAUAUAAGCUAGGCGCCAAAUUGUUCCUUUAACCAACACUGCAAUCGCCAAAUCAUCUAGUUGCCAUUUGGGGGCAAGCUGGGAUAUUGUAAAUUCUUAUUUUUCAAACGAUGGACUGAGCAUGAUGGAUUCUCAGUGAAACAUCUGGCUAGUUCAGAUGACAGCCUUGAGCUAGAUUAAGAGCUUUGAGAUCCUAAAGAAGAAAAACCACUUGAUCCAGGGACAGUCCACAUUCUGUGCUCAUUUUGGUUCCAGAAAUUCUGAUUGUGCAGACAAAGUAUAAUGGAUAGAAUUCUACAGAACGUGUUGCUAGCAUGUGAAAGCAGUCAAGAUCCAAGGAUCCCCAGGCAGGCACAUCCAGAUGGUGGAGACUUCAGGUGCCAUCCUGGCGCCUGGGCAUCUUCACUUGGUCGCAAGUGGCCAAUAGCCAGGUGCCCAAAGUGCCAGGCAAAUUUUGAACGCUGGCUUGUGGGCUUCCCAUAGGUGUCUAGUUGGGCACUGUGAGAACAGGGUGCUGGACUGGAUGGGCCACUGGACUGAUCCAGCAGGCUCUUCUUAGCUUCUUAUUAGCAGGUUUGCAUUCCCCCACGUCUCCUUACACUGGCAUGAGUUCCCUCUUCUCCCGCUGCCAGAUGGCACUGUGGUUAAUGCUCACCAGCAUUGCCUGUUAAGCAGGGUUUUAAGCCUGGCUUUAAAACUGGUUACAAAACCUUUUGUAAAAGGAACCCCUGUUGUCAUAACGAAUGGCUAAGGUUGCUGCUGAUAUAAACCUCAGUAGUGGUGAACAGCGGAUCAGCUGGGGCGGAAGACAGUGGUGUAACUCGUGCUGGAGAAGAAAAGACCAGGAGAGGACAAAGCAGCAUGCAGCCUUCCAUUUUAUUAUAUUUUUAAUUGCAUUUGUACCCCUUCUUUUCUUCAAGAGGUUCAAGGUGGCAUAGGUGGUUCCUGCGCCCGUUUUAUCUUUGCAGCAACCCUGCAAAGUAGGUUAGACUAAGAAUGACUAGCUUAAGGUCACUCCAUGAGCUUCAUGACUGAACCCUGGCCUCCCAGCUCCUAGUUCAAUACUCUAACCGCUACACCUCAUCACCCAUAUUCUUUGUACAGUGUCACCUGGAGCCUUUACCCCAUUGGCUUUUAAUUGAAUCAUUAUCCUGAACUAGUAACUUUGAAUAUAUUUUUGUUAAAUUUCAGCAAAGAUUUCCAAAUGUGAGGCAAAAAUAUUGGUUUUGACCGGUUUCCUGUUCAGGCUUGGCUUUACUAUUUCUGACCUUUUGAAGGUGUCUCCAGUGCUGUGGUGGGUGCAUUUUUGUAGAAACACUCUAAUGUGCAGAUUUCUAUGUCAGGCUGACAUGUGAUAUAUUCUUGUAACUCUGUAAGAGAAGCCAUCAAUUUUCCCAUUGUAAAAACUGCAAAUAACCCCAAACCCCUGAAAACAGAUUAGCACCGCUAAAGCUGCAGUUAGGGCAUUAAUCAGCCUCUCUCACCUACAGGAAAACACAACAGCAACCUUUAUUGUGUUGAUUCAUAGCCUGCAAUGACAAGAACAGCCAGGUGGCACCUGGGUAGCACCCACCAUUCCAGUGGGCAAUUCCAGGGCCCCCAAAGUUUUGCAUACGCUGCCUUUGUAUUAUUGGAUUUGAGGAGCCUAUCCACAAUUGUUUUGCAGAAUUUGAUUUUCUCGAAUUGCACCUUACAUGAUAGAAUCCAUCUUGAAUCUUCCAUAGAAACAGAAAACACCACCUUAUACUGAGUCAGACCAAUUGGUCCAUGUAGCACACAGUAUUGUCUACUGCACUGACUAGCAGUGGCUCUCCAGGGUUCCAGCCUUUACCUGGAGAUGCCAGGGAUUGAACCUAAGACUUUUUACUUGAGUGGGUGAGAGCUGAGCUGGUCAGAUGGGUGGGGUACAAAUAUCAUCAUCAUCAUCAUCAGUAAGGUAAAAGGACCCCGACCAUUAGGUCCAGUCAUGACCGACUCUGGGGUUGCGGCGCUCAUCUCGCUUUAUUGGCCGAGGGAGCCGGCGUACAGCUUUUGGGUCAUGUGGCCAGCAUGAUUAAGCCGCUUCUGGCGAACCAGAGCAGCGCACGGAAACGCCGUUUACCUUCCCGCCGGAGUGGUACCUAUUUAUCUACUUGCACUUUGACAUACUUUUGAACUGCUAGGUUGGCAGGAGCUGGGACUGAACAAUGGGAGCUCACCCCGUCACCGGGAUUCGAACUGCUGACGUUCUGAUCGGCAAGUCCUAGGCUCUGUGGUUUAACCCACAGCGCCACACGCGUCACUCAAUUAAAGCAAUUGCUCACUCUUACUCUGAAGCAGGGGUAGGGAGCCUGCGGACUUCUAGAAGUUGUUGAACUGCGGCUCCUAUCACCCACCCUGACCAUUGGCAAUGCUGGUUGGUGCUGAUGGGAGGUCAUAGGUCCCCCGUUCCUGCUUUCUUCUACGCCAUCUGUAGGUGGGGUUGAGUUACGCUACCGGGGGUAUUUGUGGAAUUCAGGCUGCCUAUGGCCAGCAACUUCCAAUGUGUACAAAGUCCUGUAGAGAAAUUGAAGAGACGCAGGGAAGUUGUUCGAGAGCAUUCGUUCCACUAAAAUCUGGCUUUGGGUAAAAACAAAAAAACCACACGAAAUAAAGUGAGCUCUUACAGUGUUUCUGAAAUAAACGAGUAAGCUAAAGAACUGGUUUUAUCCAGUGGGUGUUUGCCAGUGAGUUAUGUAGCUCUGUGCUGUUCUUGCCUCUUUCCUGCACGUAGACUUUCCUUCAAGAAAAUUAGUGCAAAUUCCAUGUCUCUCAUUGGUGAAGUUUUUGGCUUAAUUAGAAACAAAAACAGUGUGGUUGAACUUCAGUAAUUGCUGCUUUCCCUAGCAAGGCAACCAGAGCAGGUCACCCCACUAUAAACUUUCAAGCAAUAGAUUAUAGUACAGGCAUAGGCAAACUCGGCCCUCCAGAUGUUUUGGGACUACAGUUCCCAUCAUCCCUGACCACUGGUCCUGUUAGCUGGGGAUCAUGGGAGUUGCAGUCCCAAAACAUCUGGAGGGCCGAGUUUGCCUAUGCCUGUUAUAGAGAAUACAAAUAAAGGAAAAACUGAGAAUCCACAGUUGGUCAAUACUUCUAUUAGGACAUUACCCAGAAUAGUGAGGAAGCUUUCCAGUACUUCAGAACUCUUUGUCGGACAGGAUGUUAAACAAGAUGGGAGGAUGGGAAGAAAAAGCUGGGAGCAGUGCUGUUGCUUCCACGUCCGCAGUUUAUAACAGUCUUUAGGUGGGGCGCAGGAGGAAUUUGGCAAGUAUAUUUGGACCAAGACAGAACUAAAUAAUUACUAGAUUAUUGACUGAAAAAUAAGGCUGAGUUGUUUAAAGACUUUACCUUGUUUGAUCAACUGAUUAUCCAUAUACCAUCUAUGAGCCCUAUAGUUUCUUGAAAACACAGUGACUUCAGUUUUCUUGUAAUUCACAGCCAGCUGUUCUCUUUGGCAGUAUCCUGAGAAUGCCCUCAUCAAUCUUUUUAGGCCCACUUUUGUUUGAGAUAGAAGUAUCGCAUCAUCUGCGUAUAAUAAUACAGAGAUGGCUUUUGUGGCCAGUUUAGGGGCAUAAUACUCUGGGGAUGUUAAACUCUGGACAAUGACAUUUAUAUAUCCUGUAUUUUUCCGUGUAUAAGACUAGGUUUUUUUACUCUAAAAUAAUGUUAAAAAACAUGGGUCACCUCAAGGUCCAUAAAUAGCAACACCCUAGUGGUCCCGGGCCCUAAGGAAGUUAGAUUAGCCUCAACCAGAGCCAGGGCCUUUUCAGCACUGGCUCCGGCCUGGUGGAACGCUCAGUCUCAUGAGACCAGAGCCCUGUAAGACAGAGUUGUUCAGCCUAGCCUUUGGCUUGGAGCCAAUUCGAUUCCCUCCCCCUCUUUUCUUUUUUCUUUUUACUUUCUCCUCCUGUGAUGAGGCUGCAUUUUAAUAUUUUAAUAUUUCAAUAUUUUAAUUGUUGUGUUUUAAUCUUGUUUUUAAGUUGUAUUCAUUCAACUUGUUUUUAUUAUUGCUUGUUAGCCACCCUGAGCCUGGCCUUGGCUGGGGAGGGCGGGGUAUAAAUAAUAAUAAUAAUAAUAAUAAUACAUGGAAUAUAUACAUGGGGGACGAGUGAUUGGUUGCAGCCAAAAAUAGGGGUAGUCUUAUACACGGAAAAACAUGGUAAUUAAAGCAGUGCGGGAGCUAGGAUGCAAACUUGCUUAACUCCCUUUGUGGCUGGUACAGAUCCUGUGAGCUGCCCAUUUGUAGAGCAAUGCUCUUUCAGCACAGUGUUUUAUAUAGACAUUUAAUCAAGAACAAUAAUAUUUUAUCUAUAUUUAAGAGUUCAACUAAUCCCACAGUCUUACUCGAGAGAUUGAAUCGAAUGCAGCUUUCAGAUCAAUGAAAGCUGCAUAUAGCACACCACCCGGUUUCUUAACAUACUCAUCUGUAAAAUGAGCUAGUACAAAGCAAUGAUCUAUAGUGGAUCUGACUCAACUAAAUCCUGCUUGCUCUUCGGCAAUAAUAUCUUCAUCAGUUAUCCAGUCAAUUAGCUUAUUGUAAAGAUGCUUUGCAUAUAAUUUGCUAAUUAAUGGUAGCAAGCUAAUUGGUCUAUAACUAGCUAGAUUGAAUGUAAGGCCCUUUUUGAAUAUAGGGCUGUGGCCCAAACUUCAGGAAAUAUCGAUUUAUCGUUUUUCUUAAAAAACGCUUCCAUUCCUCUUACCAGUAAGAACACAUUCAACGAUGUUAGUAUCCUUUUUGAUUCUCGGGAGAGGACUACCUAUUACAUUUGGAGCUAAUUUCUCAUAGCUCAGCCAGGAAUUCGUAGUCAUGCCAUCAGGAUUGUCCCUCACCCUAUCAUAUUCCAAGGGGGGUUGAGUUUGCAGCUCUCCAUCUAUACACUUCAAAGUUCCUCUGGUAGCCCUCUUUUUAACUAUACAUUUUGGAGAAACAGCUUGUGGGCAAAAGGCUUGAUUGUCAGUUGUUUCACCAACGUUUUAUUGUCCAUGCUGCUGUAUUUGGGUCAACCUGGACUGUAACUUAGCUAGUUUGGUGAGAAUGUCACUUUGCUUUUUAUUUGGUAGGUUAACAAAAUUACUCAGCAAAUCCUCUUCUUCUGGAACAGUCCCGUCUGCUGAAUCUGGAGGGUCAUUUUUAUUCAGAACUGCAGUUGAUUGAUUAGACCUCUUUAAUUUUCCUUGCAUAAUCUCUGGAGUUGCUGAUAGUACAGUGGUGCCUCGCAAGACGAAAUUAAUCCGUUCCGCAAGAGUCUUCGUCUAGCGGUUUUUUCGUCUUGCGAAGCAAGCCCAUUGACGGAUUAGCGCUAUUAGCGCUAUCAGCUGUUUAGCGGCUAUUAAAGGCUUAAAGGCUUAGGGAUUAGCUGCUAAAAGGCUAUUAAAGGCUAUUAAAGGCUUAGCAGAUUAGAUAAAGGGGGAAAGCGAAAAAAAUCUCAUGACUGGCAUGGUAUUUUCGUCUUGCGAAGCAAGCCCAUAGGGGAAUUCGUCCUGCGAAGCAACUUCAAAACGGAAAACCCUUUCGUCUAGCGGUUUUUCCGUCUUGCGAGGCAUUCGUCUUGCGGGGCACCACUGUAAUUCUUCCCAUUGACUGGGAUCUUUGUUGGCAAUAGGACAAAUGUCAGCUUUAGUUAAGGUGACUUUGUUACUCCUGUUCACCCUUUUGGGUACAAACAGUGGCUUAAGUGAUGUGUCUUCAAAAUGCUGAUAAAGGAGGACUCAUUUCCGGGCCAAAUGAGCCUUCUUUUUCAUGAUUAUAGCUGGAAUUCUAUGUCUGCUGAAAGUUAGAAAAUUUGUCUUGAGUAUCCAUCAUUAAAGAGCCCCUUGGUUGAUUUUAAAUUGAUAUUUCCAACAUCACAACCUAGGAGUAAAGUUAGGAAUUAUUAUUCUUUGUGUUUUCUGUAGACACAUAACAGUGCAGAAUCUUUGUUCAUAUUUUAUGACAUUUGGGUGGGUCAGAUGCAGUGACAAACUGGUAUAGGGUUAUGUCAGAGGUGACAAAUGUGCAGCCCUCUGGAUGUUGUUGGCCAGUGGUGGGAUUGUGGGAGUUGUAGUCCAGCAACAUCUGGAGGGCUAAAGGUUAGUGUUAUGUAUUUAUGCCUUUUUCAUCCAAACUGGCAAAGUGUUGCAUUUGUCCUGCAAAUCAGGAGAAAAAGAGGCAUGGAAUUGUGGAGAACAUGGGCCAGGUGUAUUGAAUAAAUAUACUUUCAUUAUGGAAACUGUGAGUGACAGAUUAAUUUACAACUAUACAAAUGAAAAUGUAAUUUCAAUAGAUAACACUAAUACAGAUAAUUUAUUUUUUAAUUUGGAUACAGUGGUGCCUCGCAAGACGAAAUUAAUCCGUUCGGCGAGUCUCUUCGUCUUGCGGUUUUUUCGUCUUGCGAAGCACGGCUAUUAGCGGUUUAGCGGCUAUUAGCGGCUUAGCGGCUAUUAAUGGCUUAGCGGCUUUAAGAAAAAGGAAACAAACUCGCAAGAACUCGCAAGACGUUUCGUCUUGCGAAGCAAGCCCAUAGGGAAAUUCGUCUUGCGGAACGACUCAAAAAACGGAAAACUCUUUCGUCUUGCGCGUUUUUCAUCUUGCGAGGCAUUCGUCUUGCGAGGUACCACUGUAAUUUAAUGCUAAACCUGUCAGCUGACCACAUUCCUUUGUAUGCCGCUGUAGUUGUAGCAUAUCACAGUUUCUAAUUGUAUACUGAAAUCAAAUAUUUGAUUAAAUACAAGCUACUGCAAUGAAACACUAGGAUGAGAGAGAUUCAGAGUUGCAGGUAAGGGAUGUGCAAGUCUUUUGCUCGGGUAGCAUUAUGGGAUGGGCAACUGCCUCAAUGAUAGCAUUUACUUAAGGAAGGGAAUCUCUUCACUUUAGAAAUCUGAGAAUAUGUGUACUCUAUUUACUUAAUGCACACUUUAGUUUUAUUUUGCAGUGAAAGUGUCAAAGUCAGAAGUCAGCAUUCCCUCGGGAACAUACAACGGAAAUGCAACAUUUGGUGCUGGGUUCUGCCUGAUUAUUUUUUAUCUAUUUCCCUUUAAUUAAAGAGAUAGUACCAUUGUAGUGUCUACCCAAUUGCUAAGCAUUAUUCAGUAGUUAAGUAUCUUCGUGGUUUUGCGGGAGAUAGUGAGUGGGAACUGGUAAAACUGCUAUUUUACCAACAUCCUUUUCUAAACUAGGUUCUCUCCCCACCUAACCUCCCUCUCCCUGAAGAUCUGCCUGACAGUUCACCAGAUGUUUAGGAGGCUAGAAACAACAGAGACCCUGAAGUACUACUUAGAUCAGGCCUUCCCUAACUUUCGGCCCUCCAGAUGUUUUGGACUACAAUUCCCAUCAUCCCUGACCACUGGUCCUGUUAGCUAAGGAUCAUGGGAGUUGUAGGCCAAAACAUCUGGAGGGCCGAAGGUUGGGGGUGCCUGAAAUAGAUGAUCAAGGACCAUCACAACUGUUCCCCUAUAGAUUAAUUUAUUAAUGUACUCUACUUUUCAACCAAAAAGUUUCAAGAGAGACUUACAUUAGAUUAAUGAAACAAGACAGUUUCUGCCCACAGAUUUGCAGUCUAAAAGACACAGGACAAAGGAAUGAGGAGGGAAAAGGGAAACAAGCAAACGCAGGCACCAACUCUUUUGCAUAGUUGUUCUUAUAAUGACCAACUGGAAUGUAAGCCAUUUAUGGAGAGGAGGCUCCAUGUGGAGCUGGUUUCUCAGCAGAGCUAAUGGAGUGGUCCUGCUCCCAUCGAUUGCUCUGCUACAGCCUGAUGCAAUGAUGGGAGCAUAAAGUGAAGAAGAGCUGAGAUAAAUGAAAAGGAAAUAAAUGAUAGUGGAGAUUUGACUCCAGUGAAUUGGUGAAGCUCAUGAGGCUUGGGAGGACCUUAGAAUUUAAAUUUUGAGAUAAAUUGGUAGCUUUCAUUGGCAAAACCUUCUUAAGUAUUUCCCAGACAUCAAGGGCACACAUAUCAUACAACAAGGGCAUACAAAUAGUACAACAGUAGAUAAAAAAGGGGUAAAUCCACAACAUACAGAAUUCGGUAGGAAAAACUUCUAUGGCUUAAAUGGUUGUGGAUUAUUACCCAAAUUUUCCUCCUUUUUGCUCACAUUUCUUAUCACAGCUUUUCAGUAACUUGUGUUACUUUCAUAAGCCUAUGAUAAUUUCAGUUUUUAUAUAAAUGUUUCCACUUCACAAAAUUAGACUGGAUGGUCUUGAUGAAACAGUAGCAUGAAUAAAUUGAAUUCUGAAUGUGUAUCAGGCAGCUGCUGUGAAAGAAGAAUCUUAGACCAACUCCUGAUUUAAGCAUCCAAAACAUGACUCCAAUUAAAGCAACCACCACACGCUCUCUGCGAAUCAGGACCUUUGGGCCCCAGAGUAUACUAAAUGUUGAAAUUCCAUAAUUCCUGUAGUCUUUCCCCAUCUGUGCUACCUAAAGCUGCUGGCAGUGGGGGAACAGUAUGCUUAAAUUUCCCAUUGUGUAAAAAUCCUCUCACACGUAGAUAGCUAAUAUGUCAGGAAGAAGUUUCAUCCUGGCCUUUGAUGUGCAAGCUUUCCAUAUGCAGAGGUUUUUUCUGUAGAGGAAGGGGUCAGAAGCGUUCUGCUGUCUGACACUCCUUGCCACCUGCAGGGGUGCAGUCCAGUGUUGAUCUUAAGGGGCAAGAAGAUGGGAAGAGGCAGGCUUGUAGGCUGUUGAAAUUCUGGACUGUUGUUCCUGAGCUUUUAGUCUGGAAUUUCAGUGUUUACUGUGUUUUGAGGCCCAAAGCUCCAAAUUUUUAGGGUGUGUGUGAUAACCGGUUAUAUUAACAAUAACUAAAGGCGUUCUAAAAGCACAGAAUAAAAAUAUAAAUAGGUAACUAUUUAAAACCAUUCUGAAGCUAUUAAUAGAAACAUAUGUACGUAAGUCAAGUAAAAAUUCAGUACUAGGAUUGUGAGUCUUUCAGGGACAAUGAUAAGGCCUCUGAUGAAAUUGCUGUAACUUGUGUAGAAACGUACGUAGUAAAAUGGAAUGAUCAGCAGGAGAGCUGUUUUGCAGUGUCAGGGCACAAUCCUCUGUCAAAUCCAAAUUGUCUGUAUUGGCAGCAAGCCAUGACGUGGGCUUCAAGAAUAGCCAUGACUGGUGGGAGGCAGGAAACUGCAGGCGGAGAGUGACAAGAGUUCAAGGGCAGAGAAAGGAAAGAUGUUUAGGGUUGAAUCAAAGCACUGAAGGCCCAGGAAGCAGAAGUGCUGACUGUGUGCCCUGUUGUGUAGACCAGGAGUGGGUUGAUGUCAUUCGUGAUCCACAGAAGCAAGAGUGUGUACUUCAAUUCUCUUUAAUUGUUAAUGUCUAACUCAACUGAUUUUAGCUUAAGAAGCGCCUUGUUGGAUCAUAGAAGGCUACACAUAGCAAAUUGCAUUCACUGCAAGAAUCCCAGCAAUGAGCAGGUGCCAGUAGGUCCACCACAAAAUUGGCUAAUGGUCCACUAUCUACCCUUGCCUUCUUUGGUUGUAGAUGCUGGGCCAACUGGAGUUAAUGCAAUCCAAUCAAUGCUUUUUGCAGGAUAUCUCUAGGAGUUUAGUUGCGCAGUGCUCAGCUGUCCUGGCUAUCGCUGUAGGUAGUUCACUGGCCUUGGACACAGCCAUCCUGGGUUCAGUUCUUGAAAGCCUGGCCACUAACCAAACUGUUUGGAUCUGGGCAUGACGCCUGAGCAGCUUCAGAAGUGAUUGUUUCUUUGGUUCUCCAGCUCUUGAAAACUUGGGCGGUCUUACAUUUUGAACUUGAGCAUUUGUUUAGGCCAGAGGGUCACUGUGGAUGGCAACAGCUUGUAAAUUAAUGCCGUGUACAAAUAGAUAUCAAGACUUGGACAUUGGUUGAGGACACCAGAUUAUAGCUAGUAGGCGUGUCGCACUACUUGUGCUUUCCUAAUGCUGCAGUUCCAAGUGACAUGGAGAGGCAAGUCUUGGGAUGUUUUGGAAAUGAUAACCUGUUAACAGAGAGCUUGGAGUUGUAAUUCAGCUGUGUGUAUUCUCAGUCCUGCCUUAGCUGCUUGGGAUUUGUGACUGGGAGCCAACAGCUUCGCCAUUAAGGCCACCUAGCUUGGUUGUGACGCACAGUGGUUAGAAAGGCACAACUUGUCGGCAUUGUCAGCUCAUGGCUUGAUCUGGAGACUGUGGGAUGACCUUUACUCUAUGCUGCUUGCAGAACCUCACAUAAGAAGGUAGCCAGCACAGGGAGGAGAGCUGUGGGAUGGUGGGAGUGGAUGUUGUGCUACUGGCCUGUAAGCAUGAGGUGCCUGUUGAACUUGUCACUUGGAGAUGGAGAGAGCAGUACACCCUCCAAGAGGUUCCUUCUUUCCCAAACCCAUAAGGAGAUACAGUGGAAACUGGUUCAGGCCCAAGGAAGGAGUAGGUUUGGACCACAGCACAUCAUUUCAUCUGCAGAGCCAGUUGGCUAAAAAAUAGCACCUUUUAGAAAACAAGGAGAGAGACCUCCAAGCCUAAGAUCUCUGGUAAGCUUUUUCAGUAAAUGGUUGCUAAGCCAGAGACAUUUACCAGUCGUUUGGGCUAUCCCUAAUCACUGGGUUCAGAGAACUCUGGAUAUGAAAUGUGUUGGUGUUCUACUGAUGCUAAAUAAAUAAAUAAAUAAAUAAAUAGAGGUGUUUGGAAUUUCAUUAUUUCUUUUCCUGCUUCAAAGAUAACACCAUCAUCACAUCGUUGCUCAGCCAUGUGUACCCAGCUCCAAGACAGUUGCAUUGAUAAUUCCCACUAUCUGGAUGUCCAUUGCUUUUGAACUCUGGGCCUUACAAACUAUGGCAGUUGCAAAAGGGACCACUUUGGGUGGGGAUCUGGGAGAGGCCUUGAAAUUCCCUUGCUCAGGUGCCAGAAAACAUGGUGCUAAUGUUAAGUUGGCUUGGAAAGACAGUUGCCUGGCUUAAGUGCUUCCUCAUAAUUCUUUCUACUGGUAAGUACGUUAGGAUUUGACUUUGGAACGACUUGUCACUGGAAAAUCCUGACAGCUCUCUUUACAACAUGGUCCUGGUGUUUGGAAAGUAGAAUAAGCAUUAUGUUUGAUCUCUCUUUCUUUUUACACACACCCCUGGGGGAAAAACACUUGCCGAAGAGAGCCAAAUUCUCAUUGGUAGGGAUACCAUUUAAUGCCAGCAGUAUAUGGUCACCCUAUAGAACACGUAAAUGGCAUGGCAAAGGUAAGAAGAUAAAGGGAGAACAUAGGAUUUACGUAAGAAGUUCUGUUGGUAGAAGCUCUCGUAAUGGAAAGAAGCAGGAAAAAGGUGUGAAGAGUGCAGCAGGAAUGGCUAAUUGUGGCAUCUCCUUUUCUUCCUUUAGACUUGUCAAGUGUGCCAGAUGCUGUUGCCCAACAAGUGCAGUUACUGUGCUCAUCAAAGAAUCCAUGCUCACAAAUCCCCUUAUUGUUGCCCAGAGUGUGGCGCCAUUUGCCGGUCGGCCUAUUUCCAAACCCACGUCAAGGAGAACUGCCUUCAUUACUCCCGCAAAGUUGGCUACAGGUUUGUGCUCAAUUGAGGGGCGGUGGUGCACGAGGAAGAUGUGUCGUGACAUUUAAUGCACACCGAGUGGGGAUGAAUGGGGCGAGGGGGAAUGGAGCUUAAAAUCUUAUCAAAUCCUUUUCACGCCACACAGCUUUGCUGCCAACUUGUUUGGUGAUCAGACAGGCUGACAAUUUCAGGAUAUCAAAUGCUGAUAAGGCGUGUUUGUCCUGCCAUGCCUUCAGGAGGCACAUCUUUAUAGACACUUUGGCAAUGAGUGUUCUUCUGUGCUUGCAGGCUAAGAGAGGGGGAAAAUGCCAGUGCUUUUUCAAUGGACUUUCACAGCCCUCUUAAAGGUUAUGAAGUAGUGAUGGUCUGAUUCUGACACGUAGUUUGCUUCCUCUGUAUGCUUUAUAGUUCUGUCACUCUCUGGCUUCUCAGUUUUGUUGCUUGCAAAGGAGGGUACUGUGGUGGUGUUUUUUAUUAUUAUUAUAUUGCAUUUUUAUUUUUAUUCACUACCAUUUGGAUAAACGGUGGAUUAGACAUUUUAAAAAUAAAUAGUAUCCAUAGGGGGGAAAACUGAAUUGAUCUAAAAUUUGGUGUUUCUAUGUCUUAACUGAAGAAAUACUGAUGCGAUACUGACUUUAUGCUACAGGCAGGGAACUUAUGGCCCUUUUGAUGUGGCCAUCUUGGCUGUGAGUCCUGGAAGACCUGCUCCCUGCCUUGCAGGCCUUUUUCCACCUGGCCUGGAAAGGUGGUACGCUGACUGACUCCAGCUACAAAAGCUGAGGCUGCUGAACAGACUCUUGGGUAUUGUUUAGGGAGGGGGUUGUUAGCAGGGUUUGUUUCUGUUAUUGAUAUUUAUUUUUUUCUAUCUUUAUUUUUAGAUCUUCUUAUGGUUUUAUGUGGAACUUGUUCAAUUUGGUUGUGUACUUCCUGAUUUUUUAAAUGUAUUGUUCUGACAAUAUUUGUUAUAUUUGUAAUUAUUCAUUUUUUCAUGUUGUAAGCCUCCUUGAGCAUAGUUUUAUCCACUGAAAGUAGAAUAUAAAUUGCUGGACUAUAGCUGCCAUCAUCACUGGCUGUUGGCCACGUUGGCUGGGGCUGAUGCAAGUCCAACAGCACCUGGAGAGACCACAGCUUCCCCACCCUUGAUGUAAAACAGGACGUUUGGCAGCAAGAGCAAGAUGAGCACCAAAUACUUUUUUAUUGCUUAGGUGGAACAAUGCAGCAUGAAUUAAAGGGUGCUUAGCAGACUCCUAAGUGACUUGAUUUGCUUGGAAUAAAAGCACUGAAGCCCAGGCUAAUGCAGGCAAUAAAUAGAAAGGAAGUUUGGUCCUGCUGUUAGCGCUUUGUGGCUAACAGCAGUUGCAUUUUGAUUUGAACACCCCUCAAAUUGGAGUGACUUUGUCCUGUAUCAGCUGUAUCCCUGGAGGUUUUAAAACAUUUUCAAUGUGCAUUUCAUUGGGACUUUUGAGUGUCUUAUCAGAAAACAGGCUUUUUCCCCUGGGCUUUUUUAAAAUUAUUAUUCAUUUUUGUCUUUACCACCAUUAUUGAUGACCCUGGAACACUUUAAUGCUGUGGAUUUUACAAAUGCUGUGGAUUUUACUACUCCCUCCAGGUCAGUGAGGCAGACCUCAGUGGGUCCUUGUUUCCUGAACUUUCACGGAAAUCUCAGUGUGUGCUUAUGAUUUUUUUGUUUUUGUUUGUAGAGCUCAAGUUUAUCUCUCUCUCUCUCUCUUUUCCCAGGUGCACUCACUGUGGGGUUGUCUUCAUGUCGCAAGCUAUGCUGAAAGUGCACAUUCACGAGAAGCACUGUGAAGUCUUCCACAAGUGUUCGUUCUGUCCUAUGGCCUUCAAGUCUGCAGACAGCACCACUGCUCACAUUACCAGUCAGCACCCCGCAGAACCUCAUAAGACAUCUCAGUAAGUGGCUGCCCGGUUAAAUAAAUGUAUUGCCCAAUUUCUCUUCUUUACCCAGUUUGCCUUCUAUGCCCAUCCUCACUGGGCUUACAAGAACGUUGUUGUCCCAACUGUAUGGAGAGAGAGAGAAUAAACUGUGUUGUGGAGACAGUUUUUAGUAGGAUCUGCAUACCUUCUCUUUUAAAGAAAAGAAGGGUUAGGCAGAAAUCUUGUUUUCUAGUUACCUUAAUAUUAGUUAUGUAGCCCAUCUGCUCCUAAGACUUUUCACACUUGGAAAGAAGCAAGGACGGAUUUAUCAUCUGUCAGCGUACAGACAGCCCCUGUGCUCUGCAUGAUGUUACGCGUUUCUCCAGAGGGCAUCCUAGAACCAAUGGAUGGUUAUUGCACAGAAACCCAUUUUGGCGAACCAUGAGGAGAAAGAAUGGUAGGAGUUGUUUGACAGUGCGAACAAGCUGUCGGGGUCUCCUUCACUGGUUAUAUUUAAGUUGGGCAGCCAUCUGUUGGGAAUGAUCCAGGAUUUCAGGUCCUGCAUUGAGCAGGAGAUUGGAAAUAGAUGCCCUCCAAGCUCCUUUUGAUUCCAUGUCUCUGUGAAAUUGCCUUGUAACUCCUGUCUGCUAGAGAAGCAGUAAUGGGAGCUUCAGGCAGAGCCUGCUGGGGAGAACUACAAAUUAAAAUAAAUAGCAGCACUUAGCGCAGGAGUGGAGAACCUUUUUGGCUCUUUGGGCCAAAUCCUUAUCAGGAUUAGCUUCAUGGGCCAAAUUUGAUAGGUGAGCAAGGCACUUCACAUGAUUGACAGGUGGGCAACACACCCACCCAUCAAAAGUCCAUGCUGGAGCAAUGUUAAAAUGAGCUCCCUCCCUUCUUUCUGAAGCACACACACACUUAAAGGUAGAUCCAACUGAUGCAUGAAGGAGAAAUUGCAACUCCCAGGAGAUGGGGAAAACCACUUGUGGAAGGCUGAUUCUUGCAAAAGCAGUUCUUUCUCUACUCCCCCUGGGAGCUGUGUGCAGCAAAAUGGAGCAGAAUUUAACCUCUGCUCAGCACACACUUCCCAGGAAGGGGAUGGGGAAACCCCCUUUGCAAGGAUGAACCUUCCCUAGCGGUUUCUCUCCCCGCACCCCUUUCAUGUAAUGAUGCAGAAUUAAGACAGGUCUGCUUUUGCUGCACCUCUUUCCAUGGAGCAGGCGCACACAGUGAAAGCAAGCAGACUCAGUGUUUUUCUUCUGCUUCCUUUGACUGUAUGCACCUGUUACAAAGCGGGAACAGAUGCACUCAGCCAAAUGGAGCAGGAUUUAACCGUCACCUGUAAGCUGUUCCUGCUGGGAACAGCCACUUGCAGCAAAGAAUUGAGACCCACCCGCCAGGUGACAUCACAACAAUGUUUCCUGUUAAAAUACAUGUUUCCAAGGCAUUUUGUUGGAGUUGGGUUUCUAAUGUUGUACACUGCCCUGAGAUCUUCUGAUAAAGGGGGUGGUAUAUAUGUUGAAUAAAUAAUAAUAAUACUUCAAUAAUUAAUUUAAUGAUGAUGAUAAUAAAUUUUUCUAUGUUUAUUUUUUUGUUUAAACUUUCAUUGCAAAUUCAUUUUUCAAUUGUUCCAGGGUGAUCUACAAAUGCUCUUGUGAGACAGUCUUUAACAAGAAGAGGCUUCUGCAGGAGCACUUCCAGCAGAAUGCCAACAGGCUGAUGGUGGGAGUGUUCAAGUGUCCGCAUUGCCAGCUGGUGUAUAUGCAGAAACUUCAGCUAAUGCAGCAUGUUAAGGUUGGUGACUGGAGAGGAUACCAUGCCUGCACAGAACACUUUUCUACCUUCUGAAUUGAGAUUGCUUUGCGUGAAACACAUCGGCUGCCCUUCUUUCUUUUUUUACCCACCACUGGUGGAUAUCUUCACAAGCAGCCUCAAAACCAAUUCAAAGAUUGCUUGUAAAACAGUCCUCCCAGAAGUGUGUUGCGUUAAGAGUCCAAGUACCUACAGCAUCUAGAUUUCUUACUGAGAGACUGGUGCUAUACUGACUGCACUGCCUUCCAGUUCAUUUCUGGGCGCAGUGCAAAGUGACUAGCUUAGGACCAGCAUAAUUGAAGAGCCACUGUUCUCCAUGUGCACCUGCCUUUACGUGAAACUCUUCCCCUGUCAGGAGUAUUAUCUGCCUGAAGACCAGUUGUGGAAUGCUCUCUGUUCAGUGCCAAAUACUCUCUAAAGCUUUUAAAAUGCAGGUUUAAGCCUGUUAACUGUUUAAUGCUGCUUUUAUAAUUUUGUGGGGUUUUAGCUUGUUGUGUAUAUGUGUGUUUCUGUAUAUGCACAUGCAUGCUCCCCCCCUACAUUUUAUUGUUCUUUGUGUAAAUUCUCCUGAAAAUAUGAUUGAAGGGCGAAAAUAAAAAUUCUUCUAAUAAAUAAGUGUGUCAGGCAUGUGAAUUCUCUUCAUGCCUCCAAAAUUCCCUGGAAAACUUAAGAGCUGCAAAAUCUGUGACUCUCAAGUCUUGUUGGAUUCCAACUCCCAUCAGUUCCAAUGCUAAGGAUGAUGGAAGUUGGAAUCCAUCGUCUAGAGGGCUACAGGUUCCUUCCUCUUGCGUUACAAGCUAGACUUCUUUCCUUCCUAGUUAAAUUUUGCCUGUGUCUUUCUAUCUGAAAAGCAGCAGUGACCACCUGCCACUUUUGAACUCAAGGAAGGGCUUUCGUGGCAUUAUGAUUUCAGACUAUGUCAUCAGCAUUUGCCAAAGGGAGAGAUGACAAAAUUCAGAAUCUCCCUCAUUAUCUGUGCAUAUAUUGCCUUUCAUGAUGCUACCAAGAGAGAAAUAUCACAUCCUUAUUAUCUAGAAAGGCAUCUUGGUUGAGCCAGCAAAAACUUGUCCAUCUCUUGACAGGUAUUGAGGACAUUGUUACAAAUAGCACUGUUCAAUUUGCCGUAGCAGCAGCUAACGUAUACAAGGAUUUAUCAGACACUUGACUGAGCUGUAUAAUCCUUGUAUACGUUAGCUGCUGCUAUGGCAAAUUGAACAGUGCUAUUUGUAACAAUGUCUUCGAUUGCAAAGUAGACCCUUGUCUACAGAAGCUCAAGGCACAAUGCAUUUGUUUUCUUUAAAAUGCCAUAGGACUCUUAGGUUGAAAUUCAGAUCAUCCUCUGAACCUACUCUUGGAUUGCGAAUGAGGAGCACCAAGACUCAAUUCAAACAUGCACAUAUACAUGCACCCUGCAACUUUGCAUUGGUUCAGAGUUUAAUUGAGUGCAAACCGGGGUGCAGUUUCCUCAAAACACAUCCUUGGGCCAAGCCUGAUGUGAGUAUUGAGGAUUGUGAACAAACACUGUGCUCUCACACUCCCUUUUCCUUUGAUCAAGCAUUCCAAACUAGGAUUUGCAAUCCCAGUUUGGAGGGCUUGCUCAAACUUUAGUUUGCCAGUUCAGAUGUAUCUGCAAACUGUUACUUGGUUUGAUCAAACCAUAACGUGCUACACAGAGGCAGAGGAGGCAGCACUCUACAGCAGCAGCACUUUUUCACAAUCCUCCAAACUGUGAAUUCAGUCUUAAGUCUGCUGCAAACACACUAUGCUGUUCUGUUAUAAUUUAAGUGCAUAGUUUCUCACUGUGUUGAUGGGAUGAAUCACACUGCGUUAGCGUUAACAUAGCCUAUUGGCUAUGGACAUAAUCUCUAUCUUAGUCCUGGGCUGUCUAAAACAGAAGGAGGUGGGAAAUGAUAUGCUUUUGUUAAGCAGAGCAGUUUCCUGCUAUUUUAGGAAAAUAGGCAACUUCCCUUUGCCCUGCUCUAAUGCUGAGGAUUUUUUUGUUUUUGUUCAUUAGAGCGUCCAUGGGGUCCCUGAGAAUCCUGAAGAUCUUGCUAGCUUCCGACAGAAGACAGAAACAGCAACUAACAGCAGUGUUCUUCCAGCAUCAAAGGAGCUUUCAGUAAUCAAUGGUACUUCCCAGACCUCUUUGCCCACAAAAGGGACGAGCCCAGAAUCAAAACCCAAGCCAAAACCCUGCAGUUGGACAUGUCGGGAGUGUUCGCAGUGCAUCCCUGACCGAGAAACCUAUGUGUCCCAUAUGAGGAAAAGCCAUGGAAAGGUAAGGGUCUGGGGGCUAUAUUUUGUUCCUCUUUCCCACAGGAUUCAUCUAAAACUCUUCAGCAGCGUGCCUGUCAUUGUUCGAGCUCCAGGGGAACAAGUUUUUGUUUUCCUGCACAUUUAGGCAGCACCAAUGAUAUGGCUGUACUGUUGCAUCUGUUUUUAAUAAUGGUUGUGUGGAGUUUGUUUUGUUUGAAAAUUAUUUCAGGACCUUCGUAAUAAGAAGCAAUGUGCAAAUCUAAUCUAAACCUCAUAGCAUACCUUUUUAUGUUUGUUAUAGCUUACAGCUAAACAAAUAAAAUUGCUACUGCUUAUUACAUAAACCUUGUAGCAGGGUGAAAGCCUGUGUAGGUGCUUCUUUCUUUUUGGUCUCUGCAGUCUCUGCAGUCCUAUGGCAGCAUCAGAGAUAAACUUCAGAGUAUGAUUCUCUCUAUGAUUCUCUCUCUCUCUCUCUCUCUCUCUCUCUCUCUCUCCAUGUGUUCCCCUUUUAAGACCACAUGUUUCUGAAACUGUAUUGACUGCAAAUGCAUAAGCAUUAUCUGGAUUCUUCUCCACAAAAAUCUUAUAAAUUAGAUCAUGAACAUUCGCAUUCUGCAGAUGGGGAACUGGCUCAAGGCAAGCUUAUCAGGUUUAUGGCCAAGGGCUGCUUUUUAUGCCACAAGAGAGACGUGUUUGUAGCAGGUCAAUUGCAUGUCUCUAUGGUGAGCACAGCGACUCUCGAAGAAAAACAUAUCUGUAGCCCCUUGGGAAAUGCACACCUAAGGGCCACAAUUGGCCAGGACUCUUAAAUGUGUUUUCCAUGUCUCACAAAAGUACACUUUGUCAGAUCAAGGAUACAGGCAGAUGCAUUGCAGAUGCUAGUACACGAAUCUAGAUUGUGUGGAUUCUUUUGCACAGAUCAAGACCCCCCAAAAAAAGAGGCAGCUCAUUCUUGCUGUCAGGACUAACGCUCCCAUUCCUCUCAUAGAAUGUGAAAAGAUAUCCCUGUCGGCAGUGUGAGCGGUCAUUCAACGCCUCCAAUAGUCUGCACAGACAUGUACGCAAUAACCAUGACACAGCAAAGAAAGUUUACACCUGCUGGUGAGUACACAACUAUUUUCCUGAAAAUUUCUAUUAGUCUUCCAGGCUAAAAAAAGUGCUUUGUAAUGGGCCAUAUCUAAGGCUUUUUAGGGCAUAUCUUAGAACAAAGGAUCUUGCACUAGCUCAGGUACAUUUUUAGGUUUCACAGCUAGAUUCCAUGAUAAGACUGAAGCACGUUAGGCAUUGAUGAUGCAAGCACUGGGCUCUAUCUAAGCAAAUGUAGAAUGCUUAGUUCCUUCUAUAUUAACUUUGCUGGAGCCAGUGUGGUGUAGUGGUUAGAGUCUGGGUUUUGCUGUCUUGCCCAGGUAAGGCUGCAGUGGCUAUUCACAGGCACAGUCCCACUACUGAUCGGCAUGGGAGUUUUUACCUGCUCCAUCUCCAACCUGGGCUGGUUCACCCCUCCUUGGGCAACCUGGCGCACCUCAGCUCCCCAGGGCUCGCCAUAUUGAUGCCGAACUUAGCACAGACACCUGCUUGGCACAGCCCACAGCAGGGGAGCGGGUGGCGCUGUGGUCUAAACCACUGAGCCUCUUGGGCUUGCUGAUUGGAAGGUUGGCAGUUUGAAUCCAUGCAACGGUGGUGAGCUCCUGUUGCUUUCUCCCAGUUUCUGCCAACCUAGCAGUUCAAAAGCACACCAGUGCAAGUAGAUAAAUAGGUACCGCUGCAGCAGGAAGGUAAACGGCAUUUCCGUGCACUCUGGCUUGUCACGGUGUUCCGUUGCACCAGAAGCAAUUCAGUCAUGCUGGCCACAUGACCCGGAAAGCUGUCUGUGGACAAACACUGGCUCCCUUGACCUGAAAGCGAGAUAAGCACUGCAACCCCAUAGUCACUUUUGAGUGGACUUAACCAUCCAAGGGUCCUUUACCUUUUUACCCAGUGGCUAGACUGCCUGGUUUGGUGGUGGGAGAUCCAAGUUCAAAGUUAUGAAGCUGACCUUGAACAUAUCACUGCCUUCCAGGGUGGUUGUGUGGAUGAAAUGAGAGACUAGUCUUAGUAAUUUGAAGGGAAAGGUGAGGACACAAAUGAGACAAACCACUAAAUACAUUUCCUGUAAGUCUACAGCUAACUGCUAAAGCAUAACCUCCAAAGUAUCUCUGUAAAAUUAUGUGUGCUUUGAAAGUUUUGCAGUAUUAUUAUUUUGAUGAAUAAAUGUAUUUAAACGCCAACAUUUUGCUAGUUAAACGGCUGUGCAUAAAAUAAGGACAUCCAGUCCUUUCAUGUUCACCUUUAGUAACAGACUCGCAUGUUAAGGUUUGUAUUGAGGCUUUUAUAAUGCUGUAUUACACAAAUGUGACACAUCUUCUCAUGACAUCCAUGAUCUCUGAUUCUGAGCAGGAAUGUGACUUUCACUGAUACACAGUACAUUUUGUUGUACAAGUGCAUCUGGCAAUUUAGGCUUGAAAGUUCUAAUGUGGACACAAAUGUUGACAUUUCCCUCACGGACGAAACAGAUUCUGUUCUCGCUUGAUUCUUUUUUAAAUUAUUGAUUCUCUAAAAGGGAAGCCGUUGUUAUCCUUUGCCAUUGUACAGAGAAGAGCUGUAGAGGGGGCCAAGUUUGCCAUGGUGCUGCUGGAAUAGAAAUAGUUGGCUCUUGGAAGUGGAUGUAUACAUAGAUUGCUUUUGGUCUUUUGUAGUAACUAAGAAGGAAAAAUGUUUGAGAGCCUCGUGUCAUCCAAUGUAUUAUUGUUUUUCUUCUAUUAUUAUGGUAGGUAUUUUUGUGUUUUUAAAAUGUAAACCACCCUGUGAUCUUUUGAUGAUGGAUGAUAUACAAAUUUUAAUAAUAAUAAUAAUAAUAAUAAUAAUAAUAAUAAUACAACAUUUGAAACCAUUUGAAGGGGCAGAACUGGAAUGGGUUAUUUGUUCAGGUGGCUUGAUGACUGUCCUCUGAAGCAAAACAAAAAUGUCCAUUUUGAGCUACUUGCAUAAGCAGAAAGAUAAGGUCCAUGCCCCAAGAAACUUGCAAUCAAUAUAUUGAUAGUUGUGGGGAGCCAACAGACAAGUAGGAGACUAGGUAAGGGAUGAGAGGCGGAAUACUACUGAUAUAAUGCUCAUGCUUCAUUAUGUAGGGAGGUUUGGGGUUAACUUCUUGACAUCUUUAAAAAUGUCAUAGAUUUGUGGAAGAACUGUGUUUAUCCUCUCUUUAACGUGUGAUAUAACACCUUUUCUUUUUCAUGAAUCUGUUUGCUCCUUUUGUUAUUUUUUUAUUGCAUAUUUUAUUUUUAUUCCUUUUUACCUUUUUCUGCUUAUAUAUUUGUAUAGACACAUUACCAAAAUCCAGUAAAAAUAUUUUCUAAAAAAAAUAUGAAAAAGAAAUACUACUUAUAUCAUGAUACUAUUUUGCUUUGUAUUUUUAAGGUACUGCACAGAUGAAAUCCAGACAUUUCCUCAGCUGUCCAUGCUAGAGAGUCACAUCAGCCUCAUGCACGGCAUCAAAAACCCAGACCUUUCCCAGAUAUCCAAAACCAAAGCUCCAGCAGAAGACUUGACAAAAGUAAUCUACCAUGCUUUUCUUAAAUAAUAUGUAAUUCCAUCUCAUGUGCUUGUCCUCCCCAGUUGUGUGGCCUCCUUCAAGAACUGUCCUCCUUGUGUGGACUGUGGAAUUCAACUGCUAGAUCUCCCAUUAAAAAUGUGGUUUUAAAAAAAUGUAGGGAAGUUUCAGUCCAUCUAGUUCCUCUAUCCUCUGAGCACAUGUCUCUUCUAAAUUAGCUCUCGUCUUGUUUCCUCGUUAAAUUACAAUCCUGUGCACUGAAGAAACUUAAAUUAUAAUCCGGACUAAUAGAGUAAUUAAACUGAAGAUAACCAGGCAGAAUGUGAAGAGAAAUUAGAGGCUUCUAGGGAGCUGGUGGCAGGUCAUGUUGGACAUCUUUUGGCAUCGUUAGAGAUGGGACAGAGAGUUUUCCACAUGGAGAACAAUGAAAUGCAGAUGAGGCAAUUAAUACAAUUAGUGAUACCUGGAAGGAACAUCCACUUCCAGCAGCUUUUGUCCUUUUUUAUGCAAAGCAUUGGUGGCAGCAAUUGCUAAAUCUUUCUUCCCGUCUCCUCCCAAAAUGCUGCUCCAUUGCAUUUGUGUGUCUGUCAGGGAUGGAAAACUUCCAGAGGUUAUUGGACUACAACUCCUAUUAAGCUUAGCCAGUGGUCAGGGAGGAUGAAAGCUACAGUCCAGAAACCUCCAGAAGGCCACAUGCUUCCCAUCCCGAGCAUAAAAAUAGAUCAGAUCUGGGGAGUGGUCUAUGGCCUGGUCAGGUCCACUGUGAGUACAGCACCCACAUCUGAAGGGAUCUGCUCUCCAUAGGGUGUAAUAGAGAUUUUGAUGUGCUCUCACUCCUCCCCGCACACACACAUCAUAGUGAAAGCACUGUGCAAGGCCACUGCGGGCAUAGCAUGUUCCUUGACCAGGCAGAAGGCUUGAUCAGGGAUACAGGAGUUGUGCACAGGCUUCCUCAGUCUCAUAAUGGCUUGGUUUGCUAAGCGAGGAGGCCAGGGAAGGGGACAUUGAUGUGAUACCCUAUGGCAGCCUGGGCGAUCACACAGGGUCCCCGGACGUUUCACCGUCUAUUGAUCCCUGUGCCACCACUUCAUUUCUAGCUGCCACCAUCCAGGCCCUACCUGGUACAAUACUGAGUCCAGUCAGGGUUAAUUUGGAACAUAAACUUCUGUUUAUUUAUUGCAGUUUAACAAGCCUGUGGUUUCAUAAACAUUAUUGGUCAAUUACAAUCAUGGGGUGCCUAUCCAGACCUAUAACUUCCGCUACCUGCUCUCACUCACUAAACCACCUCUCAGAUAUUUACUUGUCUUCCUAGCCCCUAACUAUUCCUGACUCAGCUUACUUCGCUACACUAACUCAACCUACCUACAGACUCUAUCCCAAUUCACUCACACUCCAACCAACUCCCAACAAACUCCCCUCUUUGCCCCUCCCAAAGCUGGUUUUAUAGUCCCUCUGACUCCACCCCCUGGGUCCUGAUUGGAUAACCUGUUUAACUAUUUCACCUCUAGCACUCUCAUAUGUUAACGUCACACAGCCUUCCCAAACUGAAUGCUCUCCAGGUCUUGUUGGGCUCCCAUCAUCCCUGAGCAUUGGCCAUGGCGGGUGGGUCCAAUGGGAGUUGUGGUCCAACAGCAUCUGGAGGGCUCCUGGUUGGGAAAAGAUGCCCUUUGGGGAUCUCUCUCUGUAUUCGCAGUGCACCCAUGGUGGGCGGGAACGUUGUCUUAUGGUGCUGAUUGGCGCAAUAAAGCCAUGUGUUCAUUUCCUAGGCAAAAUAUCCAAAGAGGGUAUCUGCAGGUGGUUUGGACCAAACGGAAACUACGGCAUCGGGAUCUGAAGAUCCACCAGCAAAAAAACUGAAGGCACACUGGAAGUGCGCCAAGUGUGGAUUUGCAACGGCCGCUGAGAGUGAAUUUCUGGAACACAUACCUCGGCACAAGACGGACAGCUCCACGUACCAGUGCCAGCUCUGCGGCUUGUGCUACACGUCUCACAUCUCUCUGAACAGGCACCUCUUCAUUGUUCAUAAAGUGAAAGAUCCGGAGGAGGAACAGGAGGAGCCUGAACCUGAGCCAGAUUCUGAAAAAGAGGCUCAGCAAAUGGAGACAAGCGAGAACGGACUUGCAGAGCCGAAUGGCAAGAUGAACACUGCGGACGAGGAAGGAGGUGGUUCAAAGAGCCAGGACUCUGAGGGCGACCCCACGUCCUGUGAUGCAGAAAAGCCCAGCACGCAGAACAAACACCCCAAAUCUCCAAAUAUUUAA
Podarcis lilfordi (Lilford's wall lizard) is the source of this 46432-nucleotide messenger RNA. Lineage: Eukaryota; Metazoa; Chordata; Lepidosauria; Squamata; Lacertidae. The record is from the annotation of a GenBank genome assembly.